Molecule: messenger RNA, 50925 nt
Organism: Podarcis lilfordi (Lilford's wall lizard)
Lineage: Eukaryota; Metazoa; Chordata; Lepidosauria; Squamata; Lacertidae
Source: the annotation of a GenBank genome assembly
AUGCAGCAGGGAAAUAGCCACCUUCACUGUCCUGGAGAUGAUUCACCUGGAUCGCCAACAGCCACCCAGUCAUUUUUGAUAUUGCAUGGGAGUGCGGCAGACUCUAAUACUCUAGGAAGAAGCCGAGUGUGGCAGGAUGUUUGGAUGAUGAUGAUGGCAAGGAAGCAAGAUGUUCGCAUUCCCACCUACAACAUCAGUGUGGUGGGGUUGUCUGGGACAGAAAAAGAGAAAGGGCAGUGUGGCAUUGGGAAGUCUUGCCUGUGCAAUCGGUUUGUACGGCCCAGGGCAGAUGACUUCCAUUUGGACCACACUUCGGUUCUCAGCACCAGUGACUUUGGAGGAAGGGUGGUUAACAAUGACCACUUCUUGUACUGGGGGGAAGUUGUGCGUUCUUUGGAGGACUGUGUGGAAUGUAAAAUGCAUAUUGUGGAGCAGACUGAGUUUAUUGAUGACCAGACUUUUCAGCCCCACCGCAGCACAGCCCUGCAGCCCUACAUCAAAAGGGCGGCUGCGACAAAACUCGCAUCAGCUGAAAAGCUCAUGUACUUUUGCACUGAUCAGCUUGGGCUGGAGCAAGACUUUGAACAGAAGCAGAUGCCAGAUGGGAAGCUGCUGGUGGACGGCUUUCUCCUCUGCAUCGACGUCAGCAGGGGUAUGAACAGGAACUUUGACGAUCAGCUCAAGUUUGUUUCAAACCUGUACAAUCAGCUCACGAAAACUAAAAAGCCCACUGUGGUGGUUCUGACAAAGUGUGACGAAGGAGUGGAGCGGUACAUUAGAGAUGCGCACACUUUUGCCUUAAGCAAAAAGAACCUCCAGGUGGUGGAGACGUCUGCCAGAUCCAAUGUGAACGUUGAUUUGGCUUUCAGCACUUUAGUGCAGCUGAUCGACAAAAGCAGGGGCAAAACUAAAAUUAUCCCUUACUUUGAGGCUUUGAAGCAGCAGAGCCAGCAGAUUGCUGCUGCUAAAGAUAAGUACGAGUGGCUGGUGAGCCGCAUAGUCAAAAACCACAAUGAGACUUGGUUGAAUGUCUCACGGAAGAUGCAGUCCUCCCCUGAGUAUCAGGAUUAUGUGUAUCUGGAAGGGACGCAGAAAGCCAAGAAGCUCUUCCUGCAGCACAUUCAUCGCCUCAAACAAGAACAUAUAGAGCGCAGGAGGAAGAUGUACCUUGCCUCGUUGCCCCUUGCUUUUGAUGCCCUUGUUCCAGACCUGGAUGAAAUAAACCACUUGAGCUGCAUAAAAAUGGAGAAGCUGCUGGAGACAAAACCAGACUUCUUAAAGUGGUUUGUUGUUCUUGAAGAGACCCCCUGGGAUGCCACCAGCCAUAUAGAUAACAUGGAGAAUGAGCGCAUUCCAUUUGACCUGAUGGAGACCCUGCCUGCUCAGCAGCUCUAUGAGGCCCACUUGGAGAAGUUGAGGAACGAGAGGAAAAGGGCAGAAAUGAGAAGGUCUUUCAAAGAGAAUUUGGAGACUUCCCCUUUCAUAACACCAGGAAAACCUUGGGAAGAAGCUCGCAGUUUCAUCAUGAACGAGGAUUUUUAUAUGUGGCUUGAGGAGUCUGUCUACAUGGAUAUUUACAGUAGACAUCAAAAGCAAAUUAUAGAGAGGGCCAAGGAAGAAUUUCAGGAACUGCUUUUAGAGUACUCAGAACUGUUCUAUGAACUGGAGCUUGAUGCCAAACCAAGCAAGGAGAAAAUGGGUGUCAUCCAGGAUGUGUUGGGUGAAGAGCAGAGAUUUAAAGCACUACAAAAGCUGCAAGCUGAGCGAGAUGCCCUGAUCUUGAAACACAUUCAUUUUGUUUACCACCCAACAAAGGAAACCUGUCCCAGCUGCCCAGCUUGCAUAGAUGCUAAAAUCGAGCACUUGAUAAGUUCUAGGUUUAUCAGGCCAUCUGAUCGCAAUCAGAAAAACUUGCUUUCAGAUUCCAAUAUAGAUAGAAUCAAUCUAGUCAUUCUUGGUAAAGAUGGACUUGCACGUGAGCUAGCAAAUGAGAUUCGAGCUCUUUGCACAAAUGAUGACAAGUAUGUGAUAGAUGGGAAGAUGUAUGAGCUCUCCUUGAGACCUAUAGAGGGUAAUGUCAGACUUCCUGUUAAUUCUUUCCAGACACCAACAUUUCAGCCGCAUGGUUGCCUCUGCCUUUAUAACUCUAAGGAAUCUCUGUCUUACGUUGUUGAAAGUAUUGAAAAGAGCAGAGAGUCAACCCUUGGCCGAAGGGACAACCACUUAGUUCAUCUUCCUCUGACUCUGAUUCUGGUCAACAAGAGAGGAGAUACCAGUGGAGAAACACUACACAGUUUAAUACAGCAAGGACAGCAGAUUGCCAGUAAGCUACAAUGCGUCUUCCUCGACCCUGCUUCUACUGGCAUUGGAUAUGGGCGUAAUAUUAAUGAAAAGCAGAUCAGUCAAGUUCUGAAAGGCUUGCUGGACUCAAAGCGAAACUUAAAUCUCAUGAGCUCAACAGCAAGCAUUAAAGAUCUGGCCGAUAUCGACCUUCGGAUUGUCAUGUGCUUGUUGUGCGGAGAUCCUUUUAAUGCAGAUGAUAUUAUUCUACCUAUUCUUCAGUCCCAAACCUGUAGGCCUUCCCAGUGUGGAAGCAGCAAUUCUGUCUUACUUGAAUAUCCCAUAGGACCACACAAGAGGCGUAUAGAACUCUCCUUGCUUUCAUACCAUUCCUCUUUUAGCAUUAGGAAAAGCUGGUUGGUCCAUGGCUACAUUUUGUUUUAUUCAGCUAAACGUAAAGCAUCUUUGGCUAUGUUACGUGCCUUUCUUUGUGAAGUGCAGGACAUUAUCCCUGUUCAGAUAGUGGCACUCACUGAUGGCUCAAUAGAUGUUCUAGACAAUGAUUUAAGCAGAGAACAGUUAACCGAGGGAGAAGAAAUUGCCCAGGAUAUAGAGGGAAAGUUUACAACCAUACCUUGUAGUCAACCUCAGCAUAAACUAGAGAUUUUUCAUCUGUUUUUCAAAGAUGUGGUGGAGAGAAAAAACAUCAUUGAAGCUACCCACAUGUACGAUAAUGCUGCUGAAGCGUGCAGCACCACAGAAGAAGUGUUCAAUUCACCCCGGGCUGGCUCGCCUCUCUGUAAUUCAAACCUUCAUGAUUCAGAAGAAGAUAUUGAGCCUCCAACCUACAGCCCUUUCAGAGAUGACACAUCCAUGCCCACUUUGUCCAAAGAUCUUUCUAAACUUUCCAUGGAGUUGGAGGGGAAUGAUGGUCUUUCUGUCUUUUCUGCUAUGAGCACUUUUGAAAGCAAAUUGAACAACAAAGUACCUCCGCCAGUGAAACCAAAGCCCCCUGUCCACUUUGAUAUUAAGGGGGACCUCUCCUAUUUGGAUCAAGGGCAUCGGGAUGCACAGAGGAAGUCCAUGUCUUCGACCACGUGGCCACCUACAGAUGGCUUUGACCCUUCCGAUUAUGCGGAACCCAUGGACGCAGUAGUCAAACCAAGGAACGAGGAGGAAAAUAUCUACUCUGUGCCUCACGACAGCACCCAAGGCAAAAUCAUCACCAUUCGUAACAUUAACAAAACCCAGUCCAAUGGCAGCGGCAACGGGUCGGACAGUGAAAUGGACACAAGCUCCUUAGAACGAGGCCGGAAGGUGUCCAUCAUUAGUAAACCAGUGUUGUAUCGGACAAGAUGCACGAGGCUUGGGAGAUUUGCCAGUUACAGGACCAGUUUCAGUGUAGGGAGUGAUGAUGAAUUGGGGCCAAUUAGGAAGAAAGAAGAAGACCACACUUCCCAAGGAUAUAAGGGAGAUAACGCUGUCAUUCCAUAUGAGACGACUGAUGAAGAUCCUAGGAAAAGAAACAUCUUACGUAGCUUGAGGAGGACAACAAAGGUAACUUAAUACUUUCAACGUGUUUUUAAUUUUAAUUUUCAAGGUUUUCUACUAAGAUAAUCAGGGUUACAAUACGAGUGCAAACAUUCAAAUUGUAUGAAAUACGAACAGCUCUCUUACCUAUUCAGCAGUCUGUAUAUGAGAGAAAAUUGUAAAGGAUGCCAUCAAAUUCUUUCCAGGGUUUGUUUGGAAACUGAAAACAAAUGUGCAUUUUCACUUUCAUUUUUUUUGGGGGGGGGAAAUAUUUUCUGAUGACCUUUCCUGAUCAAGAUGAUAGAUUAGAUGUGUCUGCUUUAUAAGGGUGGAAAAUGUGUUGUAAUGAAAGGUUAUAAAUUGUUUCCCCCUUUACAUUCCGUUUUUCAUUUUCAAGUCCAGCUUCUAAAAGCAAAUUGGGAACAAGUAGCAGCUGAUUCCUUCUUAUGGAAUAGAGAAUUUUGAAGAACAUUUGUCUGGCAUGCAGUGUGAAGCUUGUGUUUAAACUUACUAUUUGGGAGCAUCAUUGUUGUUCUAAAAUGGAAUGACUUGAAAUAUCCCAUCCAGAAUGUGCAGAGAAGCCAGUCAAACAGCAGCUUUUAAUCUUGUAAAUAGGAUAUGUGGAAAGCUAUUUUUCAUGUAAGAUUUAUCUCUUCGUUUCAAACUUUUCUUUCACUGAGUUAUUUUCUUAAUUUGGGUUUUUUCCAUUGCAACACAAACAGCUACUGAACAGAAGUAGGUUCAUUUCUUUUAUGCAAAGACUUUUGUCUCUUUAAACAAUGUCGUGACUGCUUUGCAAAACAGUGGUGAUUUCAUACUUGCAGCAGCUGUCCUCUUGCCAGCAGGGUAUACUUCUCUUCAUUGGCAUUAGAGCCCUGUUCCUGGAAGAGGGGAAAAAACACAAAGGCAGACUGAACUGGUAAAACCCCUUUUGAGGAAGCUUCAGUAGUAGCUUGGAGCUUUCUUUUUCUUGCAGGUUUUUAAUAUAUUUAUAUAUAUAUUGCUUCAGAAUUCUGUAAUGGCAUAAUACAGUGGAAGCUGGAAAUAUAAAAAGUUAAAAGCCUAAUUUCCUCUUCCUGAAUCCCAUGAUGGUUUUCUGCAUCUCCCAGUAGGAAAGCAAAUGUUAAUAAGAAAGAAUAUGAAUGCCGUUAACUCUUCUGUUCUGGUGUAGACUGUGUGUGCAUACCACAGCACCUAUUUGAACUCCCAGUAAAGAGAGAGUAGACUUGGAUGUGUAAAGGAGAGUGGAGGUCAGCCCUCUAAGCAUUUUCAUGAAGGUGUAGAAGCAAUAUCUAGAAGUGUUAGCUUACCCCUCGGAAAACAACCAAAAACUCUGACUGGAAUGCAUUCAAAGGCCGAGGGGAAAGGGUUGGGAGGUGCUAACCUACUGCAUAGCCAGCAGAGGGAGCACAAGUUAACUGCCAGACAUAACUUCCAAAGCUUAAAAGCUGAUGCAAGAACAGUAAAUUGAAAGCUUUUGUGAAUUUCAAGCCUUGUUGGCAGUUUCAAGCUCUUGGUGGCAUCUCGCUUUUUAAAUAGCAUAUUCGUUCAAGUUAGGAGUGUUAAUAUUUGAGCUCCUAAGGAAGGUAUCAACAGGCAACUUUCUCCAUGGGUCUUAAAACAUGAGGCUCUUCAGUGUUUGCAUGCUCUGAAAAGCAGCCUUGUUUAAGCAGCAGCACCUACUCACCAGUCUGCUAGGAAAGCCUGGAAGUCAGCACAGACAUGCUUUCUCAUCACCCAGAGUGGUUUGUAGCUUCAGCGACACUAACAACUAUGCCGAUCUGCAAGUGAUAAUCACAAUAAGUUUAAUGCUAAGUUUGAUAACCAAAUAAGGUUGGUACAGACAUACAGUACUUUCAUUUUUUAAAAAAAUGAAUAGUUAUUCCUUCUCAAUGUGUUGUGAAUCGCCCUGAGAUGUGUGGAUGAAUGGCGUUAUGCAAAUUUAGUUAAUAAUAAUAAUAAUAAAAGCUAGCAUGUCAAGCAGUGUUAGAAACUGAGAUACGAAAGCUAGGAAAUAAAUGGCACCUUAAACCUAGGUUUUGGGCGCAGCAACAGAAUGUCUAGAUGCACUUUUUUAUAACAAGCAGUGCUGAAAAUGAAUGAACUGCAGCUAAAAUAUUAUGUUCAUUUUUCGCAUGGUCUAGUCCUUCCCCUGCCCACCGCCCCAAUAUUCUUAAGAGGGUCUCUUCUCUAGUCUUCAGAGAGUAGCUGGAAGUGGGGGGGGGGAGGGGAGAAAAAAGCCCUCCUUUCCUUCCACUCUGUAGUUUUAAUCUGAAAUCUUAGGCACAGUACUGCGCCCAGAGCUCAGAAACUGCUCGCAUUAAUGAAAUUCCCUAUCACAAAAUGCACUUAGAACAAUGCGAGUUUUGAGCACUGGUGUUCUGCAUUUCCCUCCCUCCAAAUUCUCUACCUCAGUUGGUACUUAACUUAAAAUUCUCCCCCAUCUUGCUUUGCUGGGACCCUGGUCCAAAGCAUACACAGCAACAGUUGCUUUUUAUAACAGAAAAAGAUGUUGAAAGAUCUAUUCACAGAGCUCCCAUCUCAUAUGUAGUUUGACUCUCCAUCUUCUGCCUCAGUGUCGCAUGUAUUUUCACUGUCAGUCUAGAAAGUGACUUAAAUUUAGCAGACAUUUUCUGAGUACAUUUUUGUCUUCGAAGAGCAAUCUGCAGAGCUUAGGCUCCAAAUUCUGCAGAUUAUUUUCUUAACAUCUCAUCAGAUAGUACAGCUUGCUCCAGGGCAGAUUAUAUUACUUGUACUUCUUAAAGUGUGUUGGAACAGCAGCUUUCUUUCCUGGAAUCUUAGAUUGUCCUAAUGGGGCAAAAUGUCUGUCAGGAGUGCAGAACCUUUUCUGGCUAAUGGGCCAGAUCCUUAGCUCCCUACCCUUAAAGGGGAAAAUUUUACAGAUGAGCAGGGCUGCUUACCUGUCAGUCACCUGAUGUUAUUAUAGUGAUGUUGGGUGAUGUUGCACUUGGAAGUCCCAAGUGUUGGGACUUCAAAGUGCAGCUCAGGACUGCUUGAGAGCUCUUUUGCAAACAGUCCCGGUUUGCAAACCAGAGGUUUAAAGAGCAGUGCAGGUCUGUUUGCAAAACUGUUUCUGAACAACUUUUUGCUACGUUUCCCUGUUUCCAGCAGGGGAACAAACACAUGCCGCCAAACAGCAGGAUUGAACUCUUUGCUCACUAGUUGCUGAGCAGAGGGUUCAAUCUUAAUGGUAGCAAGGAUCUGGUUUGCCCAAUAUGUUCCCAGCAAGGAUUGAAUACUACCCUCCUGCCCAUCAGAUAAUGGCACCCAGUGACAUUAGCUGAUGAACAAGUGGGGAUUGUUUAAGGAAAAUUGCCUUGUAGGCCAACUUGGACCCCUUAUGAUCAUGAGUCAUUUGUGGGCUGGAGGUUCCUCAUCACUGAAGUAAGUACAUGUUCACAAACUCUUGGAAGGGAUAUGUUGGUAGAGAUGAUGGCAAAGUUUCAAAUUGUAAGCUUGGUCUGUUCUCUGGCUUAAUUUAUUCCUUUGUACAUUUAUUAGUGAUGCAUUGCAUCCUUAACAGCUCAGCUGUGUUCUGUUGAUAUCUUUACACUUUCCUCUUUUAUGUAUGUGCAUUUCCCUCCCCAAAAAACAUUGUCUAUAUUUGCACUAGGAAGUCUUACCAUAACACUGCCCCUGCUACAUAGGUAGAUUCUUAAAUGCUCUGUUGCCUCCAUCAGGUCCCUGUAUCACAGAUUUCUUCUUUUUUCAAUCACAUUGAUUUUUUUAAAAGGUUUUUUUUAGUAAUAAAUCUCUUCCCCUUUCUAUCUGCAUUCUUAGGCUGCAAGUUUAGUAGCUGACUCAGCAUAUGGUCUUAAGCCAGUUGUGUACAGAGACAGUAACUUAAUUUUAUCUAGAUUUCUCUGUUAAUGGCAACAAAAUGAUACUGCAUUUUUACAAUGAACUAUAAACUGCUUAGUCUAGUAGGUCAAUCGGACUCCGCUGUUGAUCACAGCAAGAAUGUUACCAAAUUUCACCGUUCCAAAAUUAAGUAAUUGGCUAUGGCCCAGAUCAUUAUUGAAGCAGGUUUGUAGCACACACCUUCCCAUUGGCACUAAUUGAUCGUCAUGUUGGCAGUCUCAUUAAGUUGACCAUGAAAGCGUUAUUUGGAUGCUUAGCUCACUUAAUCUAUGUCAAGAUAGUGAAAACCCAGAACUUCGACGUUCAGUUUCAUCCAAAAAAUAUUUUAGCUAAGAACAUUUAUAACAUAGAGCAGGCGUUUAUUUCCUUUUCUGUACUCUAACCCUGCUGAAGAUAGUUCCUCCUACUAGAAUGUGUAAAACUAAGAAUAUAGUCCUUUUGAAUAGAAUGUCUCCUGGAAUCAUUCUGCAUUUUUUAGAAUUAUGUCAUCGUAAUAUGCUGAUUGCACAGUGUAGAAUGGUAGUUAAACUGGGUUUACAGCUCCCAGUUGUCUUUGACAUGCAAGUCACAUCUAUGUAUUGGUUAUGAGCUUCACUGUGUGAAUUGCUCUUCAGAGUACUUCUUGAAAUUGUUACAAAGUGAUCUAGUGUUCUCACUGCCCAUGUUAAUACAUAAUAAGUCAGACCUUCUGCCUUAACCAUAGUUUACUGUGAACCACUACUGUGCAGUCAAAUCCAUAAUUCUUUCCCAAGCUCCUCCUUGAAGAAUUACGACAAAGAAGGGUAUGUGAAGUGGUCAACCUCAGUGGUUCCAAUUAGCUAAGUACUGCAGAUCCCUUGCUUUUUUCAAAACCCAAACCAUGGACCCCCUACUUUUGAAAAGUUUGAUAUCUGUGGUAAUUUUUGUUAUGUGAAUGGUGCCACAAUGGGUUACCACCAAUUGGGAACCACUGAUCUACCCCAUUAAACAUUUGGUGGAUACUUGAUUGUGUGACGAAUAUGUUGUGUAUUCUUUAUGCACUGUUUUCCACACCCUUUUCUUCUUGGCUAUGAGCCAGGAAGCAGGAGUCCCAAGGCAGGUUCCAAAUGAGUCUCUAACAUAUUGAUAAAUAAUAAACAGCAUUCUCUGCAGCCCUUUUGCUGCAAUCCUUUUAACGCUGGGUUGAGGUUCACGCACCUGCUGCUUUAUAGAAGCUGUAAGCAUGCAAGAGGAACUGGGAGGCCUGCCUGCCAUUUAAAGACAAUGUAGUGAGUACGAAGAAUAGUUCCAUCGUGUUGGAUGGUCAUAGAUCUUCAAAUGGUUCUGCUUAUUGCUUCAGUAAUACUGGUGGUGAAAUCUAUGAUCUGGCAUGUGUGAUGCCCCCCCCCCAGCCAACAUACAUGUGUGUAAAUGUGUAGCGCAGAGGACUCCUUAAUGUUUUUUCAUAGCUAAGAAUUCACUAGGCUAAAUGAAGGUAAACUCUGGAAUGGUGUUGCUUUCUCUUCGCUGGACUGCUUGCUGCUGCUGUGUAACAUUUUAAUGGCUCCCUAAUGACAGACACAUGCCUGGCUGAGGGUAGCGGGCUCAGACAUCUGGCAAGCACUGAUGCGAUGGUAUUUCCAGCAGGGACUUCUUGCUUUUAACCCUUUUGAUGACUGAAACAUUUGUUAGGUCCCUGGUUGCGAUUAUGAAAGUUUAGGAAGUUGCCUCAUACAAGGUCAAAUUCUUGGUCCCUGUAGGCCAGGGGUGACUAACCUGAGGCCCUCCAAAUGCUAGUGGAUUCCGCCUCCCAGCAGCCCCAGUCAGCAUGGGAGCUGUACUCAACAACAUUUUUGGGGGGGGGGGGGCACAGAUUAGCUAUUCCUGAUCUAGGCUCAGUGUUGUCUACUUUUGACUGGCAGCAGUUCUCCAGGGUUCCCAAGCAGGGGUCUUUCCCAUCACCUGCUGCCUGUCCCAUUUAUUUAUGCCAAUACAAUCAAAAUAACUUCAUUGUACUAGCCAUUGGCCAUGACAAAUUGGAAUAAAAAUUAAAUACAGGCAAAAGCACAACUUUUAGUCUCUAUUUAGAUCUCUGCCUCUCCAUUACAGUUCACUGCUGUAUUGUCCAGGGUCUCCUUUCUGAUCCUUCUGGCUGCCAAAACCAGUAUUUUUGCCCUCCCUACUAACUGAAGCUCUUGAGGCGGCUUACUAGAUAGUUGAAACACAAUAAAAUAGAUAUUGACACAGUAGUCACUGCAGCAGGGCAAAGGUGUAUGUACUGUAUGUAAGCCGCCACCUAUGUUCUCUGAUGUUAAAACAAAUUGCAUUCUGCAACUGAGUCUCCUGGCCUGGAACUGACUGUUGAAGAAGCUACAUGUUAGUCCCACACAGGCCAGGACUUCCUUGCUGGGUGGAUGCUGCUGCUACUGCUGCUGCUGUCUUUCACAGCCCUGGGGGCUGCUGGGGGAGCUAAGAUGUUACAUGCCUUCCUGAAGUUGCUGGGGAUUGAAUGUGGGACACUUUCUCUGCCAGGCAUGUGCUCUGCCACUGAGCUUUCACCCCUUCCUUUAUUGUGAUGUAGUGUGCAUUUUUAUUAACAUUUUAACCUGUUUGUCUGGGGCCUCAAAGCAGAAAGCUGUGGGCAGGUCUUAAAUGUCCAGGAGCAGGGGGAGCUUGGCAUAUAUUCUGGUGGCUGCAUGCCAUUUUUGCCCAUGCCUCCAUUUUGGUUAAGUGUGUGGCUAGAAAAGGUCAUAGCUAAUUGAGCCCUUGCACUAGUUCUGUGAUUUGGUCUAGGUUUCAUCCCAAGUUAGAUAGCUGUGUCUUGCUCCCUUGGGCAGCUUGGCCAGGGAAAUGAGGCUGGAAUCCCAAGCCCGUUUCACUUUAUAGUCAGCCUUGAAGUAAUAGCUGCAGAGCGCUAGGUAUUCCAUCACUUUUCCACUAAUGCUGUUGGUGAACAGAGAGAAAUGUUGCCAGUUGAUUGAACCCCCAUGCUUUUGUCACUUAAUAUUGCAUCCCAUUUACUACUUUAAGAAGCAGGGGGGGAAUUCAUAGCUUUGAGAUUUGUAUUAGGCUUUCCUCCUGCUGUGCUGUACAUCAUUAAAAUGAUGUACAGUGUGAAAGCUUUUCACUGAUUUGAGUCAUCACAAUUAUACUCUCCUAUCUCAUCUCAGCGCUAGAUCUUUUUUCUUUUCUUCUGCUGAGGUGUUGAUUGCAAAUCAUCGGUGCUUUUAAAAGGUAUGUUUCCUUUUGCUGUUUCUUCCUUUUGUUGUUUCUUCAGGCCAUGAUCAAAUAUAUAGUCCUGUUUGCAUUGCCUGCUGGAUUUGUUUGCGCUGGUGGGGGAACUUCUGUAGCUUUAGGCAGUACAUCUUUGCAUUAAUGUGGGCAGCUUCCUAAAGGGCAUGGGCUGAGUUCGUUUAAUCUUGAUACAUAAUCUGCCAUGGGGGACUUAACUUCUGGCUCAACAAAGUUUUUUAUAUGUCCAGCGUGAAAGAAUGAGGAAAAAAGUGUGUGGCAAACUGGAGGUGGGCCGACAAAUUGAAACUGAAUCCAAACAGGAUGGAGCUGCUGUGUCUUCAAAGUUCCUGAGACCAGGAAGCAGGAAUACCACCUGUUCUGGAAUGGGUUGCACUCCCCUGGAAAGAGCAGGUGCAUAGCUUGGAGGUGCACCUUGAUCCACCAUUGCUUGGGAGUGCCUAUUUCAAGCUACAGCAUUUCCUGAAGGAGAAGUUUGCAACAGUGAUCCAUGCCCUGGUAACCUCCAGAUUGGACUAUUGUAAUGUGCUGUUUGUAGGCUACCCUUGAUGAGGGUUCUGACCUUUUAACCUUUACUGGACUAAAUAACAACUCCCAUCUGCUGUAUUGCCAUUUUUGGCUGAUGUUUGUAUGGAUCUUAAUGUUUCAACUGUUAUUUUACUCUAGCAUAUAUGAUUUUUAAAUAUCCCAAUCUUGGGGCCUUAUAAAUUCAUGCAUCACAUACUUUGUACAUUAUAUUCAUUUGUGAAGAUGCUUGACACGAAAUCAGAGUUGAUGUGUCUGUGGUCGGAUCCAGCACGGCUGCUCUUACGUUUUUAGGUACUUAAAUGUGUGGCUUAUCCUGUGAAGUCAAAAAUAUUAGUAAAUAUUCCCUAAUGUUUGAGGUGCUGCUAAUUUAUUUCUCACCCAAUGCAAAAAGAGAUAAAAGGCAGUUUAUAUUAAAUGACAGAUUUAAUAGCUGGUCUUCUUCUUCUUCUUUGGCAAUCAUUUGUAACCGAGUAGGAUUGUCUUCCAUGAACACAGUCUUAAUAGUGAGUCUGUAAGUGACUGUGGAGGCCAAUUCUAGAUUCACACAUCUUUCCACAGUGGGGACAUAGGUUUCCAGGUGGGAGUUGAUUGUGGUGAGGGUUUGCCAAACGUGCCUUCCUCUUAGCAUGUAACUCCCUUUCAUCCUGAGUUCAAGUAUCGUGACACCUCUGGUAAAGGCUGUUCUUCAAUUGGAACGCUCGCUGGCCAGUGUUUCCUAAUUGUCGGUGUUUAUACCACAUUUUUAAAAGAUUUGCCUUGAGUGAGUCUUUAAACAUCUUUUGUUGACCACCAGCAUUACGCUUUCCAUUUUUAAGUUCGGAAUAGAGUACAGUGGUACCUCGGGUUAAGUACUUAAUUUGUUCCGGAGGUCCGUUCUUAACCUGAAACUGUUCUUAACCUAAAGCACCACUUUAGCUAAUGGGGCCUCCUGCUGCCGCCGCACCACCGGAGAACAAUUUCUGUUCUCAUCCCGAAGCAAAGUUCUUAACCCGAGGUACUAUUUCUGGGUUAGCAGAGUCUGUAACCUGAAGCGUAUGUAACCCGAGGUACCACUGUAGUUGCUUUGGAAGACGAUAAUCAUACAUCCGAACAACAUGACCAACGAAAUUGAUGUCGAAGAAUCAUUGCUUCGACACUGGUGGUCUUUGCUCCUUCCAGUACACUGGCAUUAGUUCUCCUGUCUUCCCAAGUGAUAUGUAAAAAAAAUUUUGAGACAUCGUUGAUGAAAUUUUUCGAGGAGUUGCAUAUGGCAUUUAUAAGUGGUCCAUGUUUCACAAGCAUACAGUAGGGUUGAUAGCACAGUAGCUUUUUAAACAAGCAUUUUGGUUUCCCCGUGAAUGUCCCAAUCUUCUGCUUUUCAAUCUGGAGAAAGCUACACUCACCAAGCUCAGGCGAUGCAGGAUUUUGGCAUCAGUGCCAGCCCUUUUGGAGGAGCCCAGGGAGGAGAAGUGAUUGACACUUGUGGCACUGCUGAGUGGUUGUUUAGUGCUUGUUGGUGCAGCACUUUGGUUUUUUUGGAUGUUGAGUGAUAGACCAAGCUAUCUGUAGGGUUCUGCAAAGAUAUUUAGGAUGGCUUGGAGGUCAUCCUCUGAGUGUGCACACAUUAUGUUGUCAUCAGCUUAUUGUAGCUCUAUAACAUAAGUUAUGGUAACCUUACUCUUUACUUUCAGCCUACUCAAAGAGCUUUCCAUCUGUCCAAUAUAUGAUUUCUACCCCAGUGGGGAGUAUGGUAUAUGAUUUCCCCAGUGGUAUAUGAUUUCUACCCCGGUGGGGAGUUUCCCUUCGACAAAGUGUAGGAUCAUGGCAAUGAAAAUAAUAGAGUUGGGGUGAAAACACAACCCUGUUUAACACCUGAUCCCAUUGUGAAUGGUUCGCUUUGAGAGCCAUUGUUAUCUGUGAUUGUUGCUGUCAUAUAAUGGAGAAGCUGAAGGAAUUUAGUAUAAAAGCACAGUUUAGGGUCCUGAAUCAACAGUCAGAUAGUGGUCCUAAUUCUGAUUGCCCCUGCUAAGAACCUAGCAACCUUGGCUGUUAUCUGCUCUGUUUGGUCUGCCAGGAGAAAAGACACUGUGACAGUGGUUGUGCACCCUGGGAUGGUCAGUACGAGUGGGGUGAUGAUCUCGUUGGAGGACAUGUGCCACUGUUUCGGUGCUGCUGGCUCCACAAGGGCAUAGGCGUUUCUCAUGCGAGAGCUUUUGGAAUCGGCCCUCAAGUAUAGCAGAUGACAAAACGUUCAGUCUUGCGAGUGUGAAAGUAUGUCAGUUUUUUGGGAUAGCUAGUUGGCCCAUUUAUUGUGGCUUUAAAGAAACUCUUUGCAUCAUGAAUGUCUGCUAAGUGCUGGAUCUCUUGAGCUUUUUUUUAAUCUACCAGGCGUUCUUUAGUUCUCUGGUUCUUCUUUGACCCUCAGCCUUAGCAUUAGCAUAGGUUUCUUUCUUCGUGGCGCAGUUUCUAUAUCUUUGCCAGAUCUGAAAGGCCUUCCUUUUCUUGUCAAUAACGUGUUCAAUCUCACUAUCAUUCUCAUAAAACCAUUCCUGUUGUUUCUUGGUUUGGUAUCCAAUGGUUUGUUCACAGGCUGCAAUAAUGGAUGUUUUUAGCUUGGUCCAGUGUUCCUCAGUGGUAUCAGGGAACUCAGAAAGCAGAUGGUUCUUAAGAGUCAUUUGGAAGCAAUCCCGCUUAAUCUUGAAGGGUUGAGUGUUCAUUUUGUGCCAUGGUUUCCUUCCUUGAAGUCUGUGUUGAGGUAUAAUCUUGAUAGCCAUCAUGGAGCAUAUUAAUUGGUGAUCUGUCCAGCAUGAAUGGUGAUGAAUGGUGUACCCAUUAGGAAAGGAUAGGGCAUAGGCUCUUACUGUUAAGUUUCAGUUACCUGGUUUAUUUUCUUAAUAUGCUCUCUAAUGUCUUUGGCAGAAAAGCUCUUUUCUGUCAUUGGUGUCUGAAAAUAAAUUGCCACCCCUCCCCCUGUUGUUGUAUUGUUCUACGUAUCCUUCUGUCACCAGAGCUCUGGAGGGAGGAAGUUAUAUGGAAACAGACUAAACAGGAAGUGAUCAUUUUUUAGCUAGGAAUGGGGUAUAGACAAUGGAGGAGGGGAGUUGGGUGGGUGGGAAGUUUCCUGGGGCCACAUGGUUCAACAGAUGUCUUCAAGGGAAGCUGUUGGCUAGGAGUGAGUUAAUCUCCUCUCUUGAGCUCAAAAUAAUAGAACACCUGCCCUUGUAUAGCCCUUUUUAUCAAGCUGGAAACCUCCUUGCAGUUGAGUCAUACACUACAUAUUGUGACUUUUCAAUUAGUGCAGCGCGUCCAUCUUCCCCGGGUUUCCUGCCAACUUCCUCAUCUGGAGAGAAUAUUAUGAACAACUAUUUUUAAGAUAAAGUGAUUUUUUUUAAAAAAAACUCUUUUUAAAAAACAUUAUCUGAUAACCUGACAUUGAUAGAUAAUGCAAUAUAUUUUAAAAUAUUGAUAUCACGGCUACCCAAACGACAUUGCAUGGCUUUCAUGUGAUGUCCCAGAACCCCAAAUAGCAAUAGCAUAAUUAGGCACAUUCCAGAGCUAAUUCAUGAGGGAGUACUCUGGCUGCUAACUCCUCCUUUUAGUUUAGUUUUGUUUUGUUUUAUGCAAAUACUGACGACCAAACUACACAUGGCAGCCAUAGCAGGAUCAACCAACAUUGUUGUAUGUUUUUUCCUUUACUAGAAGUGGGGGAUUUAGAUUGAGGCUUCAGCAUGGGGAGUUUAACCCAACUGUGUUGACUACGGAUUAGAUUUUGGGCUCAGUUCAAAGUGCUGGUUUUGAUCUUUAAAGCCCGGUACAGCUCGGGACUACAAUAGCUCAUGGACUGUCUCUCCCCAUAUCAACCAACCAGGACGCUCCUUGCCAUUCAGGGAUGCUUUGCAGCUGGCAAGGCAUCUUGGCUGAGUGGGGCGCGGUUCACAGAAAGAGCCAAAAGUUGCUGAUCUAGCAAAGCCGGUAGAAUGACUCUGCUUUCCUACUUUUCAUCUCUGCUGCAGAAUGGUGUAAUAGUAAUAUCUGUUGUGUCACCAUAGGUCAUAGCUACAGGAAAAGAGAGCCGCUUCAGUUUCUGGAGCACAGGUCUUAAAGGAAAAUUAGCCAUGGAAAUCCACCUAGGAAAACAAAUGAGGAAUCCAGCUGAGACUUUAGGUACCAUGUACCUUAAGUGUAAUGCAGAAAAAUGGGAAUUGAAAAUAUAGGGAAACUUGCCUCCCGCCCACAUCUAAUACCUUAAUGGAAUUAUGACUUUUUCCAGACUUUUGGUAGAAUGGGAAUGCACAAGUGAGAGUGUAAGAGCAAACUGUGGCGGGGAGAAAUUCAGGUACUCCACUAACCAAGGAUUCUAAAACGUUCUGAAGGCAGCCCUGUUUAGGGAAGCUUUUAAUGUUUAAUAGGUUAUUGUAUUUUUGUGUCUUGUUGGAAGCCGCCCAGAGUGGCUGGGGAAACCCAGCCAGAUGGGCGGGGUAUAAAUAAUAAUAAUAAUAAUAAUAAUAAUAAUAAUAAUAAUAUAUUAUUAUUAUUAUUAUUUUAUUAUUAUUAUUAUUCUGACAUUUAACACUUUUGCAAGCCCAGCAGUAUUAGUAUUAGUAUCUAAAAAUUAAAUACUUUGACUGCUAGAGUUUUUGAAGUAACGUUUGUCUUUCUGCUGUUAAUUGAAUUUUAUUUGAUAAAAUGAAUUUGAUGGAGGGUGGAUAAAAAGUCUCAUGAAAAAUGAAACAAAAUAAUUUUGCAGCCUGGAAAGGACCAUAGACCUGCGGGAUGGCUCUUGUUCUAGUGUCUGAGGUUCUAGCUAGCAGGGAAUAGCCAAUUAAAUGUUGCUGGAUUACAACUCCCAUCGUUCCUGAUCAUUGGCCGUGCUAGCUGGACCUGAUGAGAGUCUAGAAGGCACCACGUAUUGAGAAGAUACAUUUGCCCUUCCAUCUCUCCCUAAGCAGGCCAUUCUGUUUUUCUGUUUGCUGCUUGUGGUUUGUUUUUCCUGCUUUUGAAGUAGAAGCUUUUCCUUGGUACUCCAAGUAAACUUCUGUGGAGCCACACUCUCCCCCCCCCCCCCCCCGCCAUCACACACUUUGACUCAAAGGCUCACCCGGAUAGAGUUUGUGAAUCACUGUCACUUGACCUGAGGCUUUGUGCCUUCCUUGCCUGUUGCUCUUAGCUGUUCUUGGCACAUUGUUGCUUGAGAAUAAGACUGCUUUAGACGGAAACAAUCCUUAUUUGUUUGCUGUUCUUUAUCCACUGUGGGAAGAAAAUACCUGUUGGCUUCACAGCAUUUUUUUGUAAGUGAACAAAAUGUAGCUUGCACCAUAGCAUUUUGGAAGAGGAGGCUCAGAAAGUUUCCUUGUUGGAUUUUGUAUUUGCUGCGAUUUCACUCCCUGCUAGUCAGGUGUAAAAGGUAUCUGGUGUUCAAAUUAUUUUUAUUACUGUGUAGCAUUUGCUGUGGCAGGUGGUAUCAUUCCAAGUAGUUUAAAAAUGUUUCCUUCUAAGCUUUAUUUUUAAAUGUUUCCUUUUUAUUUUUAAAGUAUUAUAUAUAGUUGUAUGAACUCACAUUCUACUUACGUAGCAAUAGCAACCAUAGCUUUAUAGCAAAUUGAGCGCAUAUGUAUAAUCAGAAGUACAGCUUGUUUUUGACUAACAAGUUAAAUUGUGUCUUUUAUCGCCCCAGUUUCUUAAAUUAUUGACCUUUUGGCUAUUUAGGUAAAGCCUCAUUAAAUCCAUUGCUUCAUUAUUUAUAAUGUAUGUUUCCAACAAUAUUAACUCUGGUAAAUUCUUCUCUACAGAAACCAAAGCCUAAGCCUCGGCCAUCUAUCACAAAGGCUACAUGGGAGAGCAACUAUUUCGGGGUGCCUUUGUCCACUGUAGUGACACCAGAGAAGCCCAUCCCCAUUUUUAUUGAGAGAUGCAUUGAAUACAUUGAAGCAACAGGUAAGAUCUUUGUAGCAAGAGAUGAUGUUGUUAGUUUAUUUUAAUGCCACAUCUCAUCUGUGAAGGCCCCUUGGUUGGUUCAGAAAGAGUAUAUGGCUCCAUUUGCAUUUUGUGGGUGGGUGGGCAAAGGUGGGAAACUUAUAGUUUAGUAGCUAUGAAAGCUCUUGCAUGUACCUUAAUUUAGCAGUGUAGUUUGUGUACCUUUGGUCAAACUUUAUUGAAGAUCCUUGGUAAAAUGUCACUUCGGUUGUGCAUUGAAUUCUGGGUAAAAUGAGCCCGCAAUGGAUUUCAUAGAAAAAUGUGGCGGCGGCAGCAAAUGAUUGCUUUUAAGAACCAAAAUAAACUCCAAACAUUAUUUAUACUAAGCACUUUCUAAACAUCAUUUUCUCUUAUCUGUAUUGGUUUUAAAGAAUUAAAAGGGAAUGUUCUACAAACAGAUUAGCAUCUGCAGAGAAGUGAAACAGUUUAUUGUUUUAACAGUAUUUGAAGGAUAUGCCUGCUGUGCUUUGGAGGCUUUUAACUUAAUGUCGUUUAUGCUUGAGCAGUCUAUAGAUGAAUUGCAUGCUGUUUUAUUUUAUUUCCUGUUAUACCGUCUAUAUUUAAAUUCCCAUGCCUUCAUUGCUGCCAGAUCAGAACAUACUUCUCCCUCCUGAGUAGGUACCAGAAAGUUUAGCAGUAGUAGUAAUAAUUAUUUUAUUUUAUUUUUUUAUACCCCGCCCAUCUGGCUGGGUUUCCGCAGCCAAUCUGGGUGGCUUCCAGCAGAAUAUAAAAACAUAAUAAAAGGUCAAAUGUUAGAAGUAACUUGAAAUUGCCUGUAGUGGUAUUUAUCAGGUGUAAAGUAUUCCUAUUUGAUGCUUCAGCAUGGCUCUGACAAGGUGAAUCCUUUCCCACAAUGAAGGGCUGCUGUUACUCUGUUGUACUAUCAGAACAUUUUAGCUAAAGCAGAGAGCAGCUGCCUUUUGCAGUUCAGCAAGUGGAGAAAGCUUUAAGGGCCUUCAGUUUCUUGCUGUGUCUGUAAAAUUCCUAUAUCAUGGAAGUUGAUGGUGCAGUUUUGGUAGCUCCAUUUUGCUUCCCGUACUAAUACUGUGAAUGCAGUAUUUCACUCCUAAUAUUUAUUUUCACUCCCAUCAUUUGAUUUUUUAGCCCCUUUCAAUAAUUUGAGAGAGUUCUUGGUUUUUACUUUGAAAUAGUGUAUACGUACGAAAGCAUUAUGAUUUGGUUUUAGGGUACUUGGAAAUAAGUCACUGCAGAGUGAAAUUGGUGCAUUCUGCUCUUUACUAUCCUAAUGAGAGAAUAGACUUUCCUUUUGCCUUUGCAAACAGCUCAUGUUACUGCAGAUAGGAGCAGCGCUUGGGCAGAGUCCAAGAUGCACCUGUCCUGUUAGGUGCAACUUCAGAGCAAUGACUGGAAAGCCUUGACUACAAGACACAUUUAUUCUUACUCAAGAUUUCAUGACACAAAGAAUCUGCCAUGUGAUUUCUCUACCUGAAAUGAACACUGCAGCUUUAUUGAAAGUUCUCGUGCCUUAGGGUUGAGCUGCAGAUGAUUCAUCUGAGUGGAAAACCUGUCCUGUGUAUAAACAUCUUUAGUGUUUUUUAACAAUGCCAACUUCCCAGAAGUCGAUUCAGAUGAAAUUAGUAAAGUGCUGAUUUGUGGUACUGUUCAUACUAAUAUGAGUUAUACCAAAGACCUGAUAUACCUAUUAAUGGAAAUCUCAUAUACGCCUAGUGAACUUGGUUCUCAGAGUGUAUGGAUCAUUGUGAGGAAGGACUCAGGAAAUUUUGGGGGAGCCCCAAGGUUUGCAGAAAUACAAAAAAUGUUGGGGCUGACUUGGAGAAAAAACAUAAAAUUGGGGUGGUGUGGGGAGGAAAGGUGGGGAAUAGAAUGGAGUAUCCUGGGAAAAGGGCAUGAAUCAUGGAACAUGAGUUCUCCAAAUGUUUUCUUUUGGGCCCUGGAGCUUGUUUGCACAAUCAGAGAUACCAGACAUACUUUGGGAUUUCUGUCCUGAAUUAGCACCCUUGUUAACAUAGGGUAUAUCUCUAGUUUUUUUGCUUCCUCCAUUUCUCAGGCUUUCAGAGUCACUGGGGUAAUUGUGUGGUUGUUUGGAAUUGUAGACUGUGUUCCCUUCUGCAUAAUUGUGAUAAUGAAUAUGUUUGCAUACUAAAAACUAAGUCAGGAGUUCCUAAUUGGCCAGAGGCAUUUCUGCUUUGCUUGUGCCUGACUGAAUCCUUUAAUAGCCAAAGAUAACAGAACAAAAUAGGGGGGUUUAUAAUUCCUUGUCUUGGAUUCUCAGAAUAGAUAACAGUGCAUCAUUAGAGUGAAACAAGUAAGCUUUAUUAUACCAUAUCCUAACCUCAACACCCAACCAGAGAGGUCCUAGCAUUUCGUUUUCAUAAAUCAGCUGAGGAAAGGCUGUGGCAAACAAAUCUGCAUCUGAAGGGAGUUUCCCUAUGAAUUUGGACAGGCUACCAAGCUUUCAUGCUGUUGAUCUUGGUUCUUAGGCGGUGUUAAGAGGAUGUGCUCUUACUGGUCUUCAGCAGUCACAAAGAAAACUUAGGAAACAUGUCCUAAGCUAAAAUAUAAUUUCUUAAAAAAACCAGAAGGAUUUACCCAUAUUGCUACUAAAUUCAUCAUUGACUAAAAAUGCUUUGCAGUUGCCAUGUUUGUGGGUUUCUGUCCCGCUGGUGUAACUGACUGCUUUGUGGUGAAAAUGAAGAGAUUGAUAAUGGAUUUAAAGGGCCAUGGUUCAGUGGCAGAGCAUCUGCCUUGCAUUCAAUCUCUAGCAGCGUCAAGUAGGGAUGAGAAAGUCCCUUGUAUGAAACCUUGGAGAGCCACUGCCACACAGUGUAGACAGCACUAAGCUGGAUGGACCAGUUGUCUGACUCUGUACCAGGCAGCUUCAGUCCUAUCAAUCAUUACUAAAUAUAUAAAAGUUCAGCUGUGAAUAUUUGUAGAAGUUAGGGGAGAGAAAGGGGCUGGGGAACUCAUACUCUCUGCACAUAUGCAACUAGCCUGGCUGUCUCAUCACUUAUAUGCUUCUUGGGUGCUGUGCUUGAGACUUUAAAAGCCAGUAAAGUUCUCAUGCAGGAGUGCAGAGAGUGGAGUUAAGCUGCAAGCAGGUACCGUCCACCCGUUGCACAGAUCAACGGACCAGCCCUGCUCUGUUGCUUUGCCCAUUAGCCAAAUACAGACAUCUCUCCCUCCCUGGAGAAGUUCUUAUGUUCUUUAUUUACAAAGGCAGGGAUUUCUGGGCCCUUCUUUUUUGUCCCAUGUGCCAGCUGUCACACUGGUCCUUUGAAUCUGAAGAAGUAUGAACUACACCAUACAUAACAUGAUUUUCACCCAGAGAAGGUGAAAAGCAUGCCCAUUCACAGGCAGCUUGAACAGCAUUGAAGUGUUCCUACCCAGCCUCCAAACAGAGACUGUAUGGUGUGGGACAAGGCCUUUUAUAGCAUCUCCUAAGUCCCAGUCUCACAAGGCUGGUAACAGGCAUUCUCAUUUGGUCUUGCAAUGGCCAUGAAAUGCUGGCCACCCCAAGACCAUUCCGGCCCAACAUCAGACACUAGCCCUCAGACACUACAGCAGUCCACCUCUUCACUGCUUCCUGCAUUUUGGGGAAGGGAGGGUGUCUUGUGAGAUCAGAAAGAUGAUUCUGCAUGUAAAGCUGUUCCCUUCAGCUGCUUUUAACAUAUUUAGUGGUAAUGUAUUCAGACAGUACUGUAUAAAUAGCUAUGAGAACACUUUUUUUUUAGUGCUACCGUAUAGUCCCAGCGGGGUGAAAUACCCUGUGGAUACCACCACUGUUCUCUCUCUCCCAAUGCAGACUUCCAAGUGCUGCAAUAUUCUCUUUUAAUCCUGGCUGUGUAGAAAUAGAGACCCACCUUUGAAAUUUGCAUUAUCAGAACCUCAUCCAAGGCUGAAAGACAACUGGAUUAGAGUGUGGUAUGGAGAAAAUGACCUGAAUUCUUCUUAUUUGAGGAAGUGAGUUUCAGAUUGCUUGGCACCACCCUUGUGCUUGGCUGAACAAAUAUUUCAGAUUCCUUGUUGUCAACAUAAAAUUUGAAGAAGCACAGGCUUCUAUGUGCCUGGGAUUAUCCUGACAAGCCCAGGAGCAGGGAGCAAACAAGGCUCAUAGUCCAGCUCCAUGGAUCUGUACUAGUAAUUUGUUGUUGUUUAGCCGUUUAGUCGUGUCCGACUCUUCGUGACCCCCUGGACCAGAGCACGCCAGGCACUCCUGUCUUCCGCUGCCUCCCGCAGUUUGGUCAGACUCAUGUUUGUAUCUUCGAGAACACUGUCCCACCAUCUCGUCCUCUGUCGUCCCCUUCUCCUUGUGCCCUCCAUCUUUCCCAACAUCAGGGUCUUUGCCAGGGAGUCUUCUCUUCUCAUGAGGUGGCCAAAGUACUGGAGCCUCAGCUUCAGGAUCUGUCCUUCCAGGGAGCACUCAGGGCUGAUUUCCUUCAGAAUGGAUAGGUUUGAUCUUCUUGCAGUCCAUAGGACUCUCAAGAGUCUCCUCCAGCACCAUAAUUCAAAAGUACUAGUAAUAAUACUAAGCAUUUAAUAUUGCAUUUCAUAGUGCUUCACUUUAUUAUCUCAUUCUAAUCCUGAGAGUUAGGCCAGGAUAAUCUUUCAGAUGGGUGUGUGAGUGAGACAAAGAACAGUGGCCACAAACAACCCAGCCUCCUACACCAAGACAGGAUCUGUGAAGAAAAGGAAGUUCUAAAAUUAGACGCUUUAGGUUGAUGCUGCAACAGGGCACCCACUUGCAGGUGGGUGGGUAAGUUUAUGCAAUGGUCCAAUCAAGAUAAUCGUUGUCUUCUGGCUGACUCCAAAGCCAUCCAGAUUGGCCUCCACCACGAAAGCUUUCAUGUGGCUUGCCAAGGUAGUGUUGUGUACAUACCUGGGGUUUUGUGGCAGGAAAGAUGACACACCUAUAUUCUAACCUCGCUGCUUGGUCACAUAAUUAGCUAUUGCAUGUUUUUAAUUGUACACCUUCAGACACUUUCAUUUUUGUUGCCAGGACAGUGUUUUUUUUUUUAUACUAGGGCAGAGGUUUUCAACCUUUUUGAGUCCACGGCUCCCUUGACCAACUACAUUCUUUCUGCGGCACCCCUGUAGGGCUCAGAAGCCCAAUUAUGUGACCCCUUGUCUGCAGAGCUGGCAGUUUCUCACCCUUUUUUGAACACCCUCCCUUGUGGAGUGUUCGCUCAGCCUCCUCUCCUCUCCCCUCUCAUUGGGAGUCCUCUGGACAGCUGCUGCUCCUGCCCCUGGUCUCUGAGCUAAACCCCCGCCAUGCCCCAAGAAGAGGUGCCUCCUCACCCUGCCCCACAGGGGCUUGGGACUUGUCUGUCUAUUCUCAACAGCAAGGGCAAGCGGACUGGCUCCCUUGCCCGCUUGCUUGCUUCCUCCGAGGCUGCUUACUCCUGGCAACCAGCCCCAGAGGCAGCAUUUGCCUGGGGAGCUUAUAGCCAGGGCUGCUGCAACAAACAGCUGUGCAAACCUUCGGAAGACAGAGAUGUGAGAGGGCAACGGAGGAGGGAGGGAAGGGACAGAGGCCAGUGUUGCCCGUGGCACCCCUGGUCAUCAUUCAAGGCAUCCCAGGAUGCCAUGGCACACUGGUUGAAAACCACUGUACUAAGGGAAUCCUUCAGAUCAAUUUGUUUGCUUUUGCAGGGGAUUCUAGGCCAUUAUCUGGGCUUGCUUUUUGUUCCAGUGGGGUUUUGCCAUCAUUGUGCAUGAAUGUGAUCCAGAACACACCUCAUAUUCUCCUACAGCUACAUGUUGUAGAGAGAAGAUCAGCAGUGAUGCACAAGCUGCUUUUCAGAGAAUCCUGUCUACCAUUGCUGAUUUUCCACCUGAGAAAACCCUAAUAAGACAGUAUGAAGCCUUAGAGUUAUCCAGAACACAGAGUGAAAACCACUAAACUAAAUGACACAGCGGUUAAAAUGUUGGGUUUGCAUCAGGGAGCCUAGCUUCAGUUUCCUUUUCAGCCAUGAAACUCACUGGGAGACUUUGGGCUAGUCACGAACUCUCUGCUUAACCUACUUCAAAUGGUUAUAGUAAAGAGAUUGGUAGGUGGGUGGAGAGAAAUGAAUACGUUGCCCUAAGUUCCUUGGAGGAGCAUAAAUUAUGAUAUCAAUAAUACGUAAGCUUAUUGAACCGGUAUCAUGAGUCCAGUGGAAUCCUAGUUUUCAGUGAUGGCUUAAACCUAAUUCACUAGUUUAAAAACCUACCUCAUCUAAGUGAUAGUCUUCCAAACGUCGCUCCUCAUCAGCUCACCUCUUUGCUGCAUCAAUAAUUGACAUAAUGUGCCUGACUGUGGAAGUUCAAACAGAAUAUGGAUUAUUUUUAUACCUGGAAGCAAUGGUAGGUGAAAUUGGAUAACAUCUGUGGACUGUUUUAAUAUUUAAUUAUUUUCCAAGUUGAUCUUGGAGCCUUAAAAGAAAUCCUUGCAUAUGUGUGUCCCCCUAGGAUGAAUGCUCUGUGAACCUUGGGGCUAAAACUGCAAAAGUAUACUUUUUAAGUGAAAGAUCUGCUCUCUCCAUCACAGCAAAAAUGAGAAGAGUCUUGUUAGCUACUGUGUGGACUAAACUGCUCCCUUAGCCUUCCAGCCUGGGUCCCCCACUUCCUCCUUAUAAGGAGGGGUCUUGGCUGUGGUUUCACAUUGUGGUAUGAGUGGCAAUCGCUUGUGGCUUCAUGUGGUCACUUGUUGAAACAGUUCAUUCCUCGGUGGUUGGAGUUCUGCUUUGUUAACCCACCAAGCUACAAGCAAAGUUGCUGAUAUUCUUGAUCAUGACUAAUAACCUAGAAGUUUUUGUGGGGAUGAAGCAUCAGCAGGCAUUCUUGUUAGGGCAGCAUUACAGCACACAGAAUCAUUUAUUUUAAUGUGCAGGCUUCAGUCCAUCAAGAUGUCACUGGCAAAAGAUACAGAGCAUCUCUUCCCACCAGAAACAGGCAUUUCACAGCGGAAGUUAAAACCUGAAGUUGCAGAUAAAUGGCUGCUUUAUAUCAGAUUGUGUGUUCUCAUUUUAUCCUCUGUUAUUUUCUGUUGUGGCUGAAAAGUUGGGCUUUUAAAAUUUUAUAUAUUGGUAGUUGAGAUGCCUUUUUCUUGGCCACACUGAUUUGGUAAAACAGCUGAAGGCUUUUGAGUGAGCACAUGAAUUUAUCACUUUUAAUUUUCUAUACCUGUGGAAGUUUCUCUUUUGAAAAACAUUUCUCCCUGCAGAUCGAUAGACCUUUAGAAAGCAGAUUGGCAGCGAAGCCUCUGAACCCAAUUUAUUCUCGGGGAAACUUGAUUUAUUCUCAGACAUGGUUAGCUGCCUUGUGGCAUGUAGCAGGGCUAAGAAAAAGUUCUGAAUGGAGAGAGUAAUCAAGAAUGGCUACUGGUCCCCAGUGGUAAAGUAUUGCUGGACAUAAAAUCUAAGGUCCCAAGGAAGCAACGGUUUUGAAAUUGGAUCACAGUCCUAACUUCCUGUUUUCUCACUAACAGGUUUUCCUCGAAAUUUAAUAACUGAAUGACAGGUCACAAAUUUAGCCUGAGUCACUGCAAGAUUUUCCUCCUUUCUUUACAUUUGUAACCAACAUUUUCUGUAGACUGGAAUUUAUGUUUGGAUAAGCAAGGGGUGCACAAAUUGCACCCCUCCAGAUGUUUCUGUACUACAACUCCCAUCAGCCCAGCCAGCAUAGCCAGUAAUCGGGGAUGGUGGGAGUUGUAGUCCAGAAACAUCCGGAGGGCCGUAGGUUGCACAUCCCUGCAAAUACAGUUCUACAAACCUUGUGUAUUUAAGAUGCUUCCAUAUGAACCAGAAUUACCCUCAUCUAUUUUUUUAUUUUUUUUGUAAAUAGCAUGGCAUAUUUGAGCAGAUUCUGGUCUGGAAGAAUCCCCCCCCCCCCCCAAACUUCCAAAUGAACUGACCUGGAACAGGUUUUUGUAAUUCUCCUCCCACCUCCAGGGAAUUUAUGAAUGCCUGCUAUAUGAGGGAAAAGUUAUGUUGAAAGCUCUCUUCCUUCCCGCCCAUUCAUCUAAACCUGGAUUCCUACAGAAGUAAAGUAUGUCUCCUAUCCUCACUUAGUCCAAUGUUCCUUCUUGCUUUAUACCCUUAAUACUAACUUUCAUUUGUUACUUGGGUUUAGAUAGUCAGAAGUGACGUUUAUAAACUUGAUGGUUGUGCAUGUGCUCCUGUUCAGAAUGCAUCUAAACUGUGGAUGAGGCAGCCUAUGGUUCAUUUGGAUGCUUUUUCAGUUCUACCUCAGGCCGGGGUGUGUGUGUAUGGGUCAUAUGUGGACCUCCAGGCCUCUGUCCCCGGGGACUUUCCCCCGGUCACAUCCAUCACCAGCCUUGCUUCAAACUCUCCUUCAGCGUUUUUACCUAGCUAUAAUGUUAUAUGCAAAUGCGAACCAUUAAUGCCUCUUGCUUUUCUGGAUGGAGAAUAGAGGUGUGGGUAUAGAAAGUAGCCUGCUGUACCAUGAUAAACCUUACACUCACUUCUCCACUGGUUUGCCUUAGUGCCCCCACUCUGAGAAUGUGGUCGCUGGAAGGGAAUGCAGCCCUCUGCUGUAAAGGGUACCCCACCCAUCUUAAGACAGAGAACCUUGCAAAACGUCUCUUGGUAACAAAUGCUAAGCAGGUAAUAACUUUGCUUGAAAUACAGAAAACAAUUUAGAAAUUUACUUUUAAUAUAUUAGCACACAUUCAGAAUGUUGCAUCAAAAGAUUUGGACUGAAUUAGUGUGGGCCAUUUGGUUCAUACACACAGACUUGGUGCUGCCUUAAGUUUUGAAUGCCAGAAGACUGCAUUGAAGAAUAAUUUUAUGCUGCUUGGCAAUUCCUGCUUUUUCUAAACCAGCAUCCCUUUCUCUGUUUAUCUGCAGUACUCAGUUACGGUGCUAACAUUAUCAACAUGUACUGUAUUCUAAAAACAGUAUAGUAAUUUGAGAGUACAGUGGUACCUCUGGAUACGCACACCCCUGGUUGCGUAUCCUUCAGGUUUCACCGCACAUGCGCAAAAGCGUUUUACCGCACAGUGCGCAUGCGCAGAACAGGCACCUCUUGUUGCGAAUUCCUUGGGAUCCGACGAGCUCCGGAACGGUUCCUUUGCACAACCGAAGGUACCACUGUAUUACCCCUAACCACGAACUUCAGUAUCUCUUAGGGUGCUUCCCAGCAACACACAUGAGCCCAUAUCCAAACAGCUGUGCAAUCAGUUUCAUGUGUCUAGAGGACUUUCGACUUCUGUCUCUGAACAUCAGUCGUCUGUGCCACAUGGCAAAGCACCUUAUUGAUUUUGAAGCAAAAUUUCUAAUGCAGUUUGCUAUGGCUGUGAGAAGCUGUCUGCUUCUCAGAAGAAAGAAAGAAAGAAAGAAAGAAAGAAAGAAAGAAGCAAGUUAUUGGGUUCCAACUAUAUGCUGUUGCUUUUCCUUAGCUUGCAUCAGGCGAGUUUGAAUAAGUAGGGGUCUGGUCUUGACAUAAGUAGCUAAGAUUUUGGGGACUGUGUUCUUGUUUCAGUACAUCAUGAAUGAGUGUAAUAUAAUGCUUGUGAAGCUCUGGUUGGACCCUGUAGAUCCACAGCUGCAGAGUUUGAUACUUGAACAGCUGUGUGUACGUGGAAAGCUCUGUGGAAGGUGCUGGGACAGGUACUUUAUUACCUAAUAGCUUAAGAAUGUCUUUAUGCUGUUCUCAAGAGGUUUUAAAAAGAAUUAUAGGAAUCUCAACUUCAUUCUAGAAACCCCAGGCACCCCUUUUAAGUGUUUUGUGAUGAGGUAGCGGUGGUGAAAAUGUGUAGGCAGGUUCCGCUUUGAGGGUCAGAUUUAUUACCCAUAUCCCACAUUUCGUCCUCGAGGGAAACGCAGAGUCGCUAACAGCAAAACAGAAAACGAAUUUACACAAAACACAAGAAUGAAAGUCAGUUUGACAAAGCAUACAAAUAUUUGGAAAGUCAGAUCUCAAUUGAUGUCAAAAAAUGCAACAAACCUGUCCAAUUUCUAGCAGGAGUUGAUUCAACAACAAAGGUCCCCCUUCUGUUCUUAAUGUCACCCCCCCAUGUCCCCAUACUUGGUCUCCUUUGUAUGGUGGUGGGAGCUCCCUGGUAUUCUUCUGACCAUGUGACCAAUCACAGAGGUCUUUCCCACCUGAUCAGCACCCCAAUCCUCCCUCUCCUGGCUACUACACCUCCUUCAGGCAACAGUGUUUUGACACUGCCUUCAACUUCAAGGACAGUGGCAAGCCCUUUUCCUGCUACUCACGCCAACUGCUGACACUAUAGUGGCGGGCGCCUCACAGUGUAGCAUUUGGUGGGCUUCUUUUUCCCCCGCUGAUGAAAUUUGUGUGGCUGAUUUGUUCUGUGAAGCUUCACUGAGCACAUUUGACUUAAUGUUGAAUGCAUAUUUGACUUCUUGUGUCUGCUGCAGAAAGCAUUCUGCACAUAACAGCUUCUCUCUCUCUUGAGCGGUUGCCUUUUAUUUAUUAGAACAUUUCUCUGCUGCUUUUCAUCUACAGAGAGAAAUACCAAAGCAGUUCACAAUAAUAAUAAAGCACAAUAAAUGCAGUAAAAUCAGUAAAAAAAAAAACCAAACAAACACAGUAACUAUUAUUAAUAAUAAUAGUAGACUCUCCUUGGACGAACAGGCAUGUCUUCAGAUAUGCCCCAAAUCAAUGUAAAUGUAUUGACAAUCACAUGUCAAAAAAAUCCUGAGCCAAGAAUUGUUUUUUCACUGGGGAGUGAGUAUUUUGCUAAGCUUGGCUAGUCUGCCCCUGAACUCUCCUCCCUAAAAGAAAAACUGCACCACUCCUUAACACUAUAAACCCCUUUAAUCAGUGUAUUACAAGUGUGUUGCACUAUAUGAUAUGUCUAAAACUUGGCGUUUAUUUUUAGUUUUAAAUAUUUCUAUCCCGCCUUUUAAAAAGCAUAAAAAACUCAAGAUGAUUAUCAAUAUAUAAAAUAAUAAAACCCUAUUAAAGAAUGAUGGUAAGGGAGAGAAACGGCCAAAAAAGAACCAUUUAAAAAAUUCAUAUUUGGAAAACUAAAAUGACUGGGAAUAUUAAAAUUUAUUACCACAGUAGCAUGCAUUUGAGGAUAAGCAACUUUCCAUUCCACUUAGUGAGGUCUUCUUCAUGACCUGGGCUACCUUUAGAGCAGUAGCUGCCAAUGCUCCAUGGCUUCUAGUACCUGCCAUGACACUUGCAAAAGGUCUCAAUAAAUAUCCCCUCCAAAAUACACAAUGCACCAGAUACAGGGUUCCCCCCCCCUUGCUCAGUUCUUACUUGAACUGGCUCAGUCUCUCCUACAUUGAACAUGCCCCAUUAAACAUGCCCACAUUGCACUGGAUGGCAGGAUUGAAUCCCUACCCUUCCAUCCAUUCUGAACAGAGGAGAGAUGUAAAUAACUUUAUCGCCGUGAGUAAGGGUGGUAGUGGCUGAUGUUGGUGCCUUUUCCCACAUUGACGGCUUGUUUUAGGGGGUGGGAUAUGUCCGCAGCCUUCUUUUGUCCUGCCUCUUUUUCUGCUUUUAUUUGUGGUAACCAUUUGGUCAUGCCCCCCUCCAAGCCAUUUUGUGCCUAGCAGUCACAGGACUUUCUCGAAAUUCCAAAUUCUUCCACUGGCACAAAGUUUGGCAACGCGGCUGUAGACCAGCGAAGUAUUGGCCCUGUGACUUCCAUAAUGAAAGUGCAAAAGACAAACAGAAAAGCCCAGUCACAAAAAUAGCACUAUCAGACUUCUGCAAACAUGGUUUUGGACAGUUGAUAGGAAAUGGAAGGAGGGAACUGAGCAGAUGGUUUCCAUUUCCACAGCCACCAGCUGAAAGAAUGUGCACGAGUAGGCAGAUAAGUAACCGGACAGCAUAAUUUAGGCUAUAGAUGAAGACUUUCAAGUGAAGACAAAUAAUUGGCUCACUGUCCAAGGGUUAUCAAGGCCCAUUUUGAAUUAGAUUGUUUCAUGGUCAUAGCAAUCCUAUAUAUUCUUAUUGAACUCAAGUGGAUCCUUGUAGCAAUAACCACACGUGAUGGGGAGGGGUCUCGACAGGACAGAACCUGAGGUUUGCAUAAAAACACCCAAGGGAUUGGGGGUGCUAAAUGGGUAUGAAAUGCUAACAGUUGGGGGAGAUGGAAGAUCUGGGGGUGCUGAGAAGGGAAUGCCACCAACUCUACUGGAAAAUGGUAUGGCUGACUGUCUUAAAUCCUUAACAGGAGUGUUCUACACUGAAGCAUUUUGUUGAAUGUCCCACUUGUUAGGCUAAAUACCUGUGUAAGGCUUUCAGCUGGAAAAUUAGUUCUGUAUUUGAGUGUGUGUUUUGAGAUUUCUGUCUGGGGCCUAUUUGACCAGAAUUUAUUGUGAAUUGCUCUGAUUCCAAGAGUCUGUUCAAGCAGUAACUGGUUAGAGUAAUUGAGCUAUUUCUUUGCCCGUGUUCAAAUAACUAACUCCAGCUGUCCAAGAAAGAUUGUUUUUAAACUGGGAUAUUCCUAGAGGUUGCCCAGAGGUGCCCAGGCUGCUGCGUAACACUUGCCUUGGCCAGCAAUCACACUAGCCUAAUGGAUGGGCAAGGAAGAGGCUGAAUUAUAACAUCAUGAUAACUUUGCAAGCUCAUGUGUAGCCUGGAUUCUUUAAGAGAUUUCUGCAGGAACUUUAGGAAAGGAAGUAAGUCAGUAGUUGAUGGUUCUCUUGCUGCUAGAGAUAGCUGGUGAAGUCCUUCAGAUUCAGGUCCAAAAAGAAACUUGGUGUAAUGCUCACUUCAGAGGAGAGGUAAGUACUAGAAGCUCCCAGAUUCUUCUCUGACCACCCACAUUGUUAGACCCAUAAUAGCUCAAAGCACAGGGGCAAAUAGCAAACUAUAAUUGAAGGCCUUGGAGCAGGAGGCUUUCUGGUUGCCUUUCUCCAUUGAUAGCAAUAAGAUUGUAUUAAAAGGCUGCCUGCACACCCACACACCCAUGGUGGUAGAGGGAGAUAAAGCCCACUCACUGCAUGAGAUCCUUGAGGAUGGAAGAGUCCCCUACUGGAGGUAGUUUUUCCAAGAUGUACUCUUGUACACAAAUCAGUGAAUGGCAUCUCCAUUCUUAGGGGCUUGGAAAACUGUUGGGGAAAAUGGACUUUGGGUGAAACAGCUUCACUUGUCUUUGAUCCAACCCAAAGUGCUUCACUUUGGGGAAGGAGAUGGGUGGGUGAAAGACGCUCACCUAUCUCUGCUCAAAGGUUAAGUAAUAAGUUUCAUGACACCUCAAAACCAGUCUUGAUGAAACCCUACAGAUGUUGCACCUGAUCCUUGUAAUAGGUAGAAGUUCUGUUUUAGUCGAGUUGAUUGCUUGCUUUAAGUGGAUUUAAAAGCAGAAAAUAGGAAACUUGGGCACUUAUUGUGCAUGUUAUCUGGCAGCGGCCCUCUUUGGUUUUCCCUGUAUGAGACAUUUUAAUUGGAGAUGUGGGGAUCUUCUGCAAGCAGAGCGUGUACUUCACUAUUGAUCUUCCCUGAUAUACAGUCCAGAUGUUCCACCAGUACUGUUGACAAAUGAUUUCCCCGGGCCAAUUUAGCAUCUAUAGUCUCACUCUAGUUUAAUGUAGCCAGAAUCUGUUUUAGUUCUUAAGCCAGGAUUAAUCUUCAUCCACCCCAUCUUGUAAAUGGAUGAAAUGGUAAGUAAUAUUGCAGACUGUUAGUGUUUCCUUGGUGUGUGUUGGAAAUGAAUUAAGCUUGCUGUUGGCUCCAUUUAGUGCUACUUAAUGUAAUAGCCAUUACCCAACAUGGUCAAUUUUGGCUGGGUUAAACAAAGAAAACAGUAAGGUGUAUUUCAAGGCAAUCUCUACCUGUAGAGUGGGAAACUAUUAAAAACAGCUAAAAAUAGGUCUUAUUUGUAGUGCCAAGCCUAGGGGUAAGAAAAUGAAUGGCUUGGGACUACUAAAAAUGUGGUUUGCAAUUCUGUAGGCUCAUGCGCCAUCUCCCUUCUCCCCCUCACAGGCAAAUUACAGUCUCCCUUCUGUCAUUCGAUUAUUGUUAUGUUGGUUUUGGCAGAAACACAAUUGAAGCUAACCAGGAUUGUCCUCAAAACAGUGGUUUGAAUUGGGCUUGCAAGCUAUGGUUCUUAGAGCAGUCUUUGUUAUCUGUAGCCAUGUUUAUCCUAAGCUGGUGUAAUGCUAAACCAUGGUUAAAGCAAACCAUGGGAGGGGGGAGUUCCUGGUGACACCUUUGUGAGCUAUGAUUUGAAGAUGACCCUGCUUUGUCUGUUCUGGGCCAGUACUCUUCCUUUCCUAAAUUAUUUUGGUCUAGUCCUUUCUUGGAUAAAGCCUUCUAGCUCCUUUUUUUUUUGUUAAGUUUUAAUUUAUAACAUGUAGAACUUGAAAGUGGGUCCUUUUCAUGUUGAAACUGACAAGGUGGUCCAAACAACCGUGAUUCUGGUUGUUUGCUGAUUAUGUGAGUAAUUUUAUGUGAGAAAGCCUCCUCCUUCCAGUCAAUAACUGCCGUCACUGAGACAACAAAGGCUUAGAUCAGGCUUCCUCAACCUCGGCCCUCCAGAUGUCUUGAGACUACAAUUCCCAUCAUCCCCGACCACUGGUCCUGCUAGCUAGGAAUCAUGGGAGUUGUAGGCCAAAAACAUCUGGAGGGCUGAGGUUGAGGAAGCCUAGCUUAGCUCAAGAAGGCUUAGAUUCUGCUCCAUCACCUGCUAAAUGUUGUAACUAAGAACUAGUGUCUGAACCUGUUUUUUCAGUCUCAGCCCAACCCCCCCAUAUGUGUGUGUACAUCUAUAUGUGUACAGUGGUGCCCUGCAAGACGAAUGCCUCGCAAGACGGAAAACCCGCUAGACGAAAGGGUUUUCCGUUUUCAAUGCACUUUGCAGGACGAAUUUCCCUAUGGGCUUGCUUCGCAAGACGAAAAUGUCUUGCGAGUCUUGAGAUUUUUUUUUUGCUCCCCCCCCUUUUUCUAAGCCGCUAAGCCUUUAAUAGCCUUUUAGCAGCUAAGCCGUUAAGCCUUUAAUUGCCACUAAACCGCUAAUAGCGCUAAUCCGCUAAGCCGCUAAUAGGGUUGCUUCGCAAGACGAAAAAACCGCUAGACGAAGAUACUCGCGGAACGGAUUAAUUUCAUCUUGCGAGGCACCACUGUAUCUCCUAUUUUUCAAUGUGAAAUUACAAAUUAGUAAACAUAAACUCAAAGCUAAUCACACAUGAGUCUGUUGAAGAAAACAAGAUAAUGGUUUAUACCCAAUCAUUGUAUAGGCAGAAGGAAGUUUGCACAACCAGGUUUUUGCCCCCCAAGCCCCCCCCCGAAUGUCCCCCCCAAGGGGUGGGGGUUCCUGAACAGCAUAGGCUAUGCUCCAUGGAACGGCAGUGCAGUGGGGAAAUUGCCUGAAAUCUGGCAGAAGAGCCCUGCACAAAACUGCAUCAGGCAGGCAUUACAGGCUUGACUACUGCCCUUGAUGCUGUCCCGGAAACUCCAGCGGGUGCAGAAUGCUGCAGCGAGGCUCCUCACGGGGUCUCUGCCAUGGGAGCAUAUUCACCCAGUGCUUUUCCAGCUGCAUUGGCUCCCAGUGGAGUAAAGGGUCAGAUUUAAGGUGCUGGUUUUGACCUUUAAAGCCCUUCAUGGCCUAGGACCCUCGUACCUACGGGACCGCCUCUCCUGGUAUGCCCCACGGAGAGCCUCAAGGUCCAUAAAUAGCAACACCCUAGAGGUCCCGGGCCCUAAGGAAGUUAGAUUAGCCUCAACCAGAGCCAGGGCCUUCUCAACACUGGCUUCCGGCCUGGUGGAACGCUCUGCCUCAUGAGACCAGGGCCCUGCAGGAUCUGAUUUCUUUCCGCAGGGCCUGUAAGACAGAGCUGUUCCACCUGGCCCUUUGGCUUGGAAUCAGUUUGAUUCCCUCCCCCUCUUUCUUUUUCCUUUCUCCUCCUAUGAAGAGAUUGCACCCUAAUGUUUUAAUGUUGUACCUUAAUCUUUUAAAUUGUAUUUUAAUCAACUUGUUUUUAUUAUUGGUUGUUAGCUGCCCUGAGCCCGGUCUUUUUUAUUAUUAUUAUUAUUAUUUUUAUUAUCAUUAUCAUUAUUAUUAUUAUCAUCAUCAUCACAGGGAAGAGGUGAUGGGAAAGACUGCCUACACAAACUGCCUUCUGCAUAUGCAAGCUCUGGGGAGAGGCCUCAGUCAAAAGGGCUGACUGCUAUUUCACAUAGAAAUGACAUACGGUGUGAGCUUCAAAUGUAUGCUUUGAGCAUCCAUUGAUUAUCUGGAAUGUUUGGGGCAACAGGAAUGCUAUUUCCAUAGAGAUGCCUUGGACCUUCAUGGGUACUUGGGAUUGUCGUGGACUUGGAUCACUGUCUGAAGCAAUUUGACAACUGAUAGCUUGAUGAUUUAGGAAAUAUAGGAAGCCGAAAUAUGCCAGGUCAGCAUGUUCAUUUGUUUGAUUCAUAAAAUUUUUACACUGCUUGGUUGUUAAAAAAACAAAAACAAAGCUGAAAGCAGUUUACCAAAAAACGAAACAGUAAAAAUCCAGAAUUUAUUUUAGCCAAAUAUGUUAUGUAGCCAAAUACUGUGUUGGUUGCCUUUAGCAAUUAAGCAGACAUUUGCUUGGAUUGAUCCCUCAGGGUUGCUCUUUACAUUUUUUUUGGACAUUGCAUUUCAAAGGAUUUACUUCAACAAUGGUAGAUGUUGUCUAACAGUGUUAGAUGAAAACACGGUUAAGUUAAACACCAGUACCCCAUAGUUAUUUCAUUAAAAACUGGCAAUGUAAAAUGUGAGCAUAAUGUUCCAAAUUUCCGAGGUGUGCAAGCCACAGUAAUAAUUAACUUGGCUUCAUCAUUCCUGAUUCUGACCACAGCUGAGGGGUGAUCACCAUCCAGCAAUUAAAUGUUCUACCUAACCAUGUUUAAUAAGAGUAUGAUGAAUAUGUUGCGGAUAAUGGCACCAAAAUGGCCAUUGUCACUGGUGGCCUCAUCUGUAGUUGAUUUUAAUUUAAAACAGUGUUGAAAUUGAAUAAUUCCAAAUUUAUGUGUAGCUUGUAGUUUUCUUCACUGUCUACAUUUGGGUAAGAUUGAAUAGCAAGUAUGUCUCGAACUUGGUGCAAUAUCAGUCUUGCAGCUGGUCCAUUCAAAUGUGAUUUAUACAUUUUUCAACUUUCACAUUUCUAAUAUCUACAAGCUGCUUUUUCUUUAGUGUACAAGUAAUACUUGAUCUGAUUAGAACACAUUUUAAAUUUACACCUAUUGGCUAGGAAGUCUCAUCUGAAACAUAAAUUUGUUAGUUGACCUGAAGUUCAAUGAGCAGAGUGUGUAAAUAAUGCAUAAUCUUGUGUGUGUUUUUCCUUCUGCAUCUCUUCCCUUGGGUUUUAAUGUUAGCCUGAGACAGAGAGGGGAAAGGGUCCUUUAGGACUGUUCAUGUUUGUUUGUAUCCCAUUUCUUGAGAAGAAAAUUAGCAGGAAUAUUUCCAGGUAAAGGAUCAAUUAGCUCUUUUACAGGAGAGCUCAGUGCUCAGUGGUUGAAGUAGAGAGAGAGAGAGAGAGAGAGAGAGAGAGAGAGAGAAAGAAAGAAAGAAAGAAAGAGUUUAACUACCUAUUUGAACAGUAGGACUAGCUGUUUAUAAACAAGAUAGCAAUAAACUGUUGGGCUAUGUCUGUGAGUUGCCAUCUUUGCUUUCCACCAGCCACUGAGUCCACCUGCAUCUCCUUUGGAAGAUGAUCCUGGAACUGCCAGGGGCCAGAAGACUUCCAUACACAGCCCCAAGAGACAGACAUCCUUUUCCUCCUCCUCUUCUUCUUCUUCUUCUUCUUCAAUGAAUUUAUAUACUGCCCUGUAUUCGGGGGUCUCAGUGUGGUUCACAGAAUAAAAUCAAAAUAUAAAACCACAAAAUAUCUAAUAAAAAUAAAAACAACAACCCAAUAGCCCCCCCUCAAAAAAACCACAUUUUAAAAGGGCAUAUGAUGUAAAUCAGAUCACCCAAAGACCUGGUUAAAAAGGAAUGUUUUUGCCAGGCACAUAAAGGUGUAUAAUGAAGGCGCCAGGCGAACUUCUCUGGGGAGAGCAUUCCACAGACAGGGAGCCACUGCAGAGAAGGCCCCGUUCUUGUGUUGCCACCCUCUGGACCUCUCACGGAGGAGGCACGCGAAGGAGGGUCUCAGAAGAUGAUCUCAGGGUUCAGGUAGGUUCAUAUGGAAAAAGGCAGUCCUUGAGGUAUUGCGGCCCUGAGCCAUUUAAGGCUUUAUAGGUCAAAACCUAUAUAUAUGAAGUGUAUGAGAGAGAAUGUGAAUGAAUGGUAGAUAAAAGCUUUGUGUGGAUUUUCAUUGUAAAGCUCUUGAGAGUUAGUGUGGCAGGGCUUGUGGAAUGCUGGACUGCAGAAACCUACUUCCAUAUCCCUGCUUGCCCACUAAACUCAUUGGGUGCCCUUGAGCCAGAAUAUCUCUCGGCCUAACGAAGUGGCUGUGAGAAGUAAAUUGAGCGAUUACGGGGAAGAGCCAUAUACAUUGACUUGUGCCCUAUCAAAGAAUUGUGGGAUAUAAACAUAAUGAGCUCCUUUGGGAGUCGAUCUUGACUCAAAAAGCGGAAUAUACAUAUAAGACAAUAUAAUUGCUAGUGUUAUUGGCUCCUAGUGAAUUGCUUUGAAUCCUGGAUGGUGAUGGUGAGGGGCUUGUGCUGUACAUAAUAGUUACGCAUCUAGAUGCUGAGUAUUGCAGGGGGAAAGCAUUUGUGAAAUCAGAGCAUCAUCAAAAUGUAAAUUCAAAAUGGGGUUUGGCUUGGAAAGCCUUUCCUGCUUGUUAGCUGGCUGGGAAUAGGGAAUUACUAAGUUGACGACGUCCCCCAGUGGCUCUUACCGUUCCUGAAGUUACUUUUUUAUGUGUUUGCAAUUAUGCUUUUUGCCAGCCAGUGACAUUUGUCUUGCUUUAUCCAAGUACUUUGAUACAUUGAGACAAGAGAAACCAUAGUUCUGAUGGCUGAUUUAUACACAUCAGCAGAACUAUCAGGAGCAGUCUUUGUCACCAGAAAGUUGAAAAGGAGCUGGCAGCUUCAUGAAGCCCCAUCAAAAUAUCUGCAUGCUGUUGUAAUUUACUUGGAAUGCAUUUUUGCAGAAACAGAUGCCGUGACAUGGAUCUUUUUAAUGAGGGAUAUGUAUGCUUUUACAUACAGUAUAUAUAUUUUAAAAGCCUUGCUGAAAAACCAAAAUCUUUGGUUUUUGAACCACCCCCACCCCCCUUUAUGGGAAUCCCCAAAUCUGUGACUGAAAUUAUACAAAUAAGACAACAGGUUCACUGUUUUGGUUGGUUUUGGUUCAAAAUAUAUCACUUCAUUUGGAGCUCUGUUUGGAGUAAGGAAGGAUAACAAGUGUGGGGUAUUGCAGACAGACAGUUGGUCCAUUGGGAAAGAGAUGAAGAGUGAAGACAAGAGAUUUGGUGAGUUACUGAGAGCCAAGGAAAGUGUUUUCCAAGGGUGUUCCCCCCCCCCCCAUGCUAUCAUAAAUUCCAUAUACCAGGAGAGCUCCCUGUUUCAAUAUAAUGGAGGGGGGAGUUGGGAGGUGAUUGGGUUUUGACUUGGCUUUGACUUGGUUUCUAUUCCUUUAUUGUAGGUUGCUUUGAGGGCCCUGGGGGCCAAAAAAUGGCCUGCGUGUUACAUAAAAUGCUCAGCAAGUGCCCUCUGUCAUUUAUUGGCUGUGACUCCAAUAAACACUUGUUGGGAUUGCUUAAGAAGAUGUGUGGGGAUGAGUGAUUAUUGUUUAUAUUGGCUGCUGGGUACACAGGCUUAUUCUGGGAGCCCUUCCUACUUUGUUAUUCCUAGAAACUAAUUAACUUUAUUAGAACAACAAAAAAGAUACCUUAAUCAUCAACAGGUGAUUUACUCAUUGAUGCUUUUUUAUUAUUAUUUAAAAAAAAUAACCAUUACAAUGGAACAAUAAAAUUCAACUUUUGAACAAUGCUAGGUAAGGUUUCUAUAGAGGUGGAUGCUUCACUGAACAACCCUUAUCUUUGUCAUUUAUCCUGAAACACCAAAGUCAGCAUACAGGUGAACAGUUCAAUGCUGCUGUUUUUUCUUUGUUGGAGUUAUUGAAUCAUUCUUAUUAUAAUUGGUUUGUAUUCUAUUAUAUUUGUUUUAUAUUUUUAUUGAUGUAAACCACUCUGGAGCUUAUUGAUCAAGGGUGGUAUACAAAACUAAUAAACAAAAUCUAAAGCAGAAAAUUGUGUCCCCUUUUGGAGAAGCCUAUAGUUACAGCUUAUAGAAGAAGCUUUCCAUGCUCAUAGACUUUCCCUCAGCUGCUUCAGGGCUGAGGGGCAAGCUUCCUUCACUUGUGCCCUUGGACACCAUGUUGCAAUGAAAUAGUUGAGCUGCCACCUAAACAAUGGCAUGAUUAACUUUAUGGGAUCCAUAUAUGACCAGUCAAUGGCCAGUGUGCCAGUCCUCUUUGUCCUCCUGCAUAUUAGCAUGCCAUUUCCAAACUUAAAUCACAAUUUCCACAUGCUUCCCAUUCCAUUUUGCUAUCAAAAGAGGCACAAAAGAAUCUACGAAAUAAUUACUUCAAGUGAUGCUCCAGGUGUGGCGUGAGAUUUCCACCUUCCUUUCCUCCCAAACCUAAGAACGUUAUGAUGCAGCUGGCUGUGUACAUUAAGGUAAAGGUAAAGGGACCCCUGACCCUUAGGUCCAGUCGUGACCGACUCUGGGGUUGCGGCGCUCAUCUCGCUUUAUUGGCCGAGGGAGCCGGCGUACAGCUUCCGGGUCAUGUGGCCAGCAUGACUAAGCCGCUUCUGGCGAACCAGAGCAGCACACAGAAACGCCAUUUACCUUCCCGCCGGAGCGGUACCUAUUUAUCUACUUGCACUGGUGUGCUUUCAAACUGCUAGGUGGGCAGGAGCAGGGACCGAACAACGGGAACUCACCCCAUCGCGGGGAUUCGAACCGCUGACCUUCUGAUCGGCAAGCCCUAGGCUCUGUGGUUUAACCCACAGCGCCACCCGCUUCCCUAGCUGUGUACAUUAUGACUCCAUAAAUUAGAAGACCUGCAGCAUCUGGUCCUUGGGCCUGCGCCUAUCAAGACUGUCACAACAGACCACAUAGAUAACGUGUCUGGUGGUGGUGAAAGCUAGUGGCUUACAGCCAGCAAGAUACACUUCCUUGUUACAGAGAUUUCUAUUGCCAGUUACCCAGUGAAGGAUGCAAGGUGUAGGGCAAUUGUCUCUUUGUCUGACACCUUUUCUCAGUAUUGAAUCUAAUCUGAGAAUGUAUGAAGCAUAGACAACCCUUGGCUGUGGUGUGGCAGAAGAUAAAUGGUUUGAAGUUCAGAGCAUCAGAAACACUGAAGGCUGGGAGAGCUUAUUCUGUGGUUGUCAUUUGAGAUAAAGUUGCAACUGUUGGUUAUACCACAGAACCUUGGAUCUUCGAUUUAAACAGGUUGUUGUUGUUGCCAUCCACCUAACUCAGGAGGCAAUUAAAGAGUGCAUCUUUGGCGGAUAAGUCAAAUCGUUGGAGAGUUACAGCGCCUGCUGCGGCUGUAGAGAUUGAUAUAGGAGAUACGUGUUUUAUUGCAGGUGGGGCAGAUGAAGGUGUCUGGUUUUGCUGAUACAGUUACACCAUGGCAUUUCUUCUCUUUGUGCUCCUCCCAGCCGUCCUUCAUCCUCUGGUCACUGUUGUGGAUACGCAACCUGACUGACUCCAGGCACUGUGAUGGGAUACCCAUCUGGCAGAGUUAGUGUUGCCAGCCUUCAUGUUGUGUUUGCAGACUUCAUAACAUAGAGUUGGUCUGCCAACAGGCCUAGUGCCUGAAGCCAGCUCCCCAUAGAGCACAUCCAUGGGGAUCCGGCCAUCUUAAUCUUCAAGAGUCUGCAUUCAGUAUAUCCAAAGCGCCGUAAUCUUGGUUGCUCUUUGCUGUUAUGAAAUUUAUUUUUUAAAAUGUAAUGAAGUCUUAAAGAUCCCCCUAGAUGGGUCCAAGAGCUUAUGCGCCUGCCCUGGGGCACUUGAGUGCUUCCAUUCUAAUUUCAGUAGCUUGUGCUGUAGGGGAAGUGCUCUGCGUGGUCCCUCCAUCUUUAUAAAGCACACUUUAUGGUGGGAGUGGGGUAUAAUCUGCUUGAAUUGGAGGAGGGAUAGGAGACCUAGAGCAGCUUAGUGACCUCCAGAUGUUUGAGACUACAGUUCCCAUCAACCCCAACCAGCAUGGGCAAAAAUUAGGGAUAAGGAGAGACAUAGUCCAAAAGAUCCAGAGGGUACCAGGUUAGGGAAGGUUAACAUAGAGCAGCCUUCAUUUAUUUAUUUAUUUGUUUGUUUUAAUGAAAUUUUAUUAAACAACAAACAUCGGCCCAAAUAGAAAGACAAAGUAAUAUGAAUUCAACAUAAGGAGCUUUUGAUGACAAAGUCAAAAGAAAAAGAAAAAAUCAGAAGUAAGUGUGAUGCGUACAACUAUAAAAUUAUACACGGGGUAUAAGAAUGCACUGAUCCUUCUGAUUUCAUCUCUGCCUGAGGGUUAUUUCUUAAAUAUAUGACAGUGCAGUCACAUGGGUGGUGAAUCCCUUCAAAAUAUGAUUUCAUUUGGUGACGUUUGUAAACAGGCAAGGCUUCUUUCUUUUUUCAUACUUCGUUCAUUCUACAAAGAGUCAUUGCAGUUGAAGGACAAGCUCCGGACAGAAAGAAGCACUCAAUGAGGGCAUAGAACGCACCUGGUGAAGGUGUGGUCUGGGGAGAAUCCUGAGGGCCAGAUAGAAAGGCCUGGCCGGACAUCCCCCACCCCUACUCUAACAUGAUCUUACAUGCUAUAUGUCUUGGCAGUUGGAUUUGUUGGAAUAGAACUUGAGCAAGACUGGGUAAUAUGGAUUUUGGGGUAUCAUUCACUAUUCGAUCAAGAAUAGUGGAAAGAAAGAGCCCACAGUUCCAAGAAACACACUUUAUGUGCCCCCUCCACAACAGAAGACUGUUGACUAUUCCAUUUCAGCUUUACCUUGGAGAUCCCUGAUGAAUAAAUUGUGUGGGUUUGCAUAGGAAACAUUGGGGAAUCUUCAAGAGAUUAGCUAUAAUUUAUUAUGCCAGGUGUUUCUAUAGUUGCAAGGAAAUGACUAUAGAGUCUACAGACACAGCAUGGAGUUCGUAUUUGGAGAAAUCUGUUGCUGUUGUGGUUAAAUAGUUUAAGAAGACUCAUCUCCUUGAAAAAAGAGAUCCGUGGUGACAGUAUGUAUCUAGGUUUUCCCAAGCUAGUAGAGAAAUCCCCAAAGCACAGAUACUUUUCUCAGCCUCUUAAAUUCUGUCUCCCUUGAGGGACUUUGGGCAAGCGCUCAGCCCUUACACCUUCUGGUUAGUCUGAAGUGCCUUCAGUAUUUAUAUUUGUUAUAUCUGGAAGUGCAACUGUGACAGGUAGCAAUGUGUUCCUGGGAUUUUUGUGGGCCUGGAGACUUUGGUUUCUGCUGCCAGUAGAGUUCUAAAAUACUGAAAAUACAAAAGUGAAGAUCUAGUCAUCUACUCCUUAUCCAGCCUGGUCCAUUUCCUCUCAGCUAUGAACCUAGUGUCAUUUUAACAUUUCCGACCAUUCCAAGUCUUCUUACCCUCUUCCUGUUCUGCAUAUAACAAAUUUGAUCUUCCCCACAUUUAUGUUUAUUCAUAGCUGAACAAAAAUUGCAAAACUGUUUUGCUAUCCUGUGGGGGGGAGAUGUUUAUUUUCAGUUGAGUUUCUGAAAAUCCUGGUGGGAAGGUAAGUGCUUCUGGCUGCAACUGGAAUAUUGAAUCUCAAAUUGAUAGGAACAUUGGUUCAGUAGGCUACUGACAAUGAAUGAUCAGAGGUCACAAGCCAUUAGCGAAGAAAGUUUACCUCUGAAUCAGUGGAUAAGGCAGACAUGUUAGCCCUAUUCAGACAAAUUUGUACUUGUAUGUCUGUGCAAUAUAUAUAAUUUGACUCCACCCAGACGGGGGUAGGCAGUUGAUGAAAAAUGAAGGCUGGUCUUAGUCAUGUUUAGAAUCAGGCCCAUUGACAUCAAGGGGACUAAAUCUGGAUGCAACCCAAUAUUAGCAUCUAUUUUUUCCCUGCAUUUAGCAGUUAACUGAAUAUCCUUACCUCUCUUGUUUGGUAAAUAGCAGUUCUGAGCAUCUUCCAUUUCACGCAGCCUAGCUUACUUGCACUGUUUUCAGAAUAAUGCAGCGCUACUAGCAGAAAGACGCGUGAGAGCCAAAGGGCACAUUCUUAAAAGCAGCUGCAUGAUGGGGCUCCAAAGUGGAAAUGAGCAGGGAUGUUAGGGGAAGGAGAAGAUUAACAACCCCACGCCAUUUCCCUUAUCAAAAUUUCACCCUUUCCCCAGGUGCUGUUGCCCCACUGGGUCCCCUUCAGAUUUCCCUGCUUCUAAGUAAAAGUGAAAAGAUUGAGAAACUGGGUCACAGAUUGCCUGCGAAAUGUGUCAUUUUGGUCCCUAGAGAGUGGAACAAGGGCUGCAGUUGCCAUUUCAACUGCUUGCAUGUGCUAGACCUACUUUUGAGUUGGGCUUGGUGUGGUUUGAUGUUCUCAAAUCCACCUGGCAGCCAAGCAUUCUUUGUGUCUUGUGUUCUGCAAAGUCACUGCUUGUUCUUCCUUUCUUUGUUUUGGCACAUACACAAGCCUAUUAUAUUAGCUCACAUGUUAGUGUAUGAAUCCUGCAUACUUUUUGCAUGUGACCAGGGUGGGUGUAAAACAGGAUUUUGUAACGUAAACAUGGAAGUGGAUUGCAGGAAAUACUGAGCCUGUUAUUAAACACCGCUUCUUUCUGUGUGUUGAGCGCCUUCUACAAUCGUCUUGCGUUGAUCUCGGUUUGCUGUAUGGUUUGUAAGCCGUCUCUGGCUUAUGCCUCUCCUCUCAACUCAGGGGUGAUUGAUGUCUUGCUGUUGCUGCUUGUGUGUAACUGAUCGUGGAGAGAAGAAACAGAGCGACUGUGUCUCCGUGAGAAUCUCUCUUAACAUUCCAGGAAGGGGGGGGGGCAGACGGACACAGCAUUAAUUGGGUGUUUAUUGUAAAGCCAUCUUGCAGACCUUUCUGCCCCAAGGUGUGUUUUGUUUGCUAUGUACACCUUCGCAUAGCCUGACUCUUACGGACAAAAAUUGCUCUUGUGUCUCGUUUUGAUCGCUUUGUGUAGCGCAUCAGUCAGGCAUGUACCGUGUAAUUCCGCAGCACCCAUGUCCCCUCCACAGAAACGAGGCUAGCUUUGUUCGGUGUGGCGCAUCAGGGAGCAUUUGGGGUCAAGCUUGCUAACUAGAGCGCAGAGCUUGCAGAGGCUUAAUGACUGCGUUAGGGUGUUCAAGCAGCCCUUCAUGUCUCUUUCUGGCUCUUUUCUUCUCCUCCUAGUUUACACACUUGCCUUUUGAUUUUCUGCGGGGCGGGUGCCACGUAGGAAAAUGGAACCAGCAACCAGCGUGGGCUGUCGCUUAACUAGCUCCCUUUUGUCGCAGAGAGGCAUUAAUGGUGCGCUCUGAGACGUCCUAAUGACAAGGAACCACAAAGCAGCUGCAAGUAAUGCAGCAAUAUGUGAUGUGUCUUGGGACGCACAACCGAAUGUGGAGGAGCCUAGGAGUUCCUGUUGAUGGCGCCUUUGCUGUGCAGUGUGGCCACGCUCAAGUCUAGGAGCUUAAGUGGGAAGGGGGGGGAAUGAUUUGAGAAACGCUGUUGCAUUUUGGUGUGGUGAAACUGGCCCCAAAGAUAGUCAUUCCUGAGGCAGGAAAUUUCUGAAUGGCACAACCCACUAGAAGUUCACUUUGCCUUUGCAGAAUCUCCCACUCAGCUGUCCUUAAUGGCACCCUCCUGUGGUGCAGUGGGUCAGUGCAUCUGGGUGUUGGUGGUUCAAGCCCACUGAGGACAGCUGUGGGUGCAGAAUUCCUGCAUUUCAGUGGGUUGGUCUAGAUGACCCUCGGGGUCCCUUCCGACUCCAGAAUUCUAUGGUUCUACUCUGAUGUCACUGCUGAGGCACCCACCUCACCUUGCCUGUCAGGGCUGCUUCUGAGCAGGCAGAACAGGUACUUUGCGUGUUUAAUCUAUCCUGCAUUGUCCAUUGACAAGUUUGUUUGGAUUCCAGGCAGUGGGAAGACAAAUGGCAGCAGUGGCAGCUGCUCCUUUCCCUCUCCCCAUCCAUGGGCACAGUGGCUCUUUUGUUCCAGGCUUGGAAUUAUACAGCCCUCUGGGCUGGCCCAUUAACCCAGUUUCCCUCCCUGAUGAGGUGAAUUGCUUUCUAUGAAAUGAGGUCCCUAUACAGACAGCCUCUGUAGCAAUUAAGAGCUUUUAAGCCAUGCGAUUGAUGACCUGUGCUCUGAAUAAAUCCUCUUCACUCCAGAUGCACCUACCAUCAAUCUAUCCCUGGGCUGGGUCUCAGCCUGGCCUUUUGCUUUUAUCUCACCAAAUACGAGCUUCUCAGAAUCUGACAAUUAAAACAAUUACUAAAUUGAGACAUUCAUGCUCUCCCCCCCCAUCUUACGGUUUUCACUGAAGAAGGCCAUCCUUCUAGCGAGACGGACCACCUUUCUCCUCUUGUGUCCUUGGCCUUUUUAUAUUUACUUUGUAGAUGUAAUGCUAGUUUGCUUUAUUUUGCAGUUCAGAAAUGCUGCGAGCAGCAUUUAAAAUAGCAAACAACUUAUUUAAAAGAAUAUCUAUUAAGGCGUGUAACUUGUGCCUUAAAAAUGACGCGACAACCUGCAGCCUGCAUUGUAAAAGCAAGACUUGGCAUUUAUAUAGUUAAAGGGUUUAAAAUUCUUAAUGAUUUUUAUAUUGAUGUGAUCCUCAACAGCCCUGUGAGAUGGACACAUCUGGAGUUGAGAGAGAGAGAGAGAGAGAGAGAGAGGCAGGCUUCCCCAAAGGCAAGCUUGGAUUCUUAACCACUUGAAUUCACUGUACCUUAGAACAAAUGGGCAACUCCUUUUUCCCUGUGGGGGUAAUUGUCAGGCGCUGCAUGCCAGUGGUACAAGGGGCAGGGGCAGGAAAUUGGUGAGGUCACCCCCCACCCCUCUUCCUACCCAGGAGGAUCAGAUGGUUCUUGCCAGAAGUCUGAACUUUUCAUUUGCAGAGGCUUUUAAAAUUGGGCUGAGGGCCACAGGGCCUUUUCCCAAUUCCUUUGAGUUCAGGAGGCCCUAAUAGAUGGGAGAAGUUUAGAUUUUCUUGCACAGAGUUCUGUACAUUGUAUUUGUCUUGUUUUUCUUGAAAGUGGUUGUCAUAACAUCACUUUAUAAGAUGUUAGAGCUGCUUAGGUGUGUGGAGGGAGGAGUAGAAAGGGAGAUACUUCCAUAUCACAAUUCUAGCUCUUUUUUCUUCUACCUUGCAUUGUGUGUAGAAUUCUAUUACUUCUGGAACUCUAGCUGUACAUUCCUUUUAACAAAUUACUGUACUGAGAGAAAAUAAAAGUCAGCUGUGUUGUGUACCCCAUCUGACUUGUUCCUUAUGUUUAUAUCCCCCACCCUCUUUUCUAUUAUGGAACCCAAGUGUACAUGUGGUCUCUAACCAGGCACUAGACAUAUCCAGGACUCUUCAGCAAGGGGGAAACCUCACGUGCCUGGGGUGCAUUUGCACAAUUUUAUUUUCUUGAGGCAAAAAAAUUCUAUUCCUCAACACAUUUCUUCCCUGUUGAAUGUUGCCGUUAGGUUCGCUUUUUUGAUCCAGUGCAAUUUUUUUCUCUUUCUCCAGGGUUGGGUACUGAAGGUAUCUAUCGGGUGAGUGGAAACAAGUCUGAGAUGGAGAGUUUACAGCGGCAGUUUGAUCAAGGUAAGUCUCGUCCAUUUUCUCUGAGGUGGGAUGGAGCAAAGCAUCUUAGAACUAUGCACAUCUGUGUUUCUGGAUCUCUGCACAACAGUGGAAGAAAUGCAAGUCUCUGUGUUGAUUCUCCUAGUCAUAUAAGCGCUAGCUGCAAAUCUAAAGUGUUAAGUGGUGUGCCCUCAUUGACUAUCACAAUGGUAUCUGAGUUUGUGUGCACUCAGUAUGCAGUUGCUAGAAGUUCUAGAUGUCUCACUAGUCCCAAGUCCUAACCAGCACCCUACGAACACAGACAAAUGUACCUCUGCUGUACUACAGUAGUUGACAUAAUUCCCUUGGUAAAUACCUAGGACCAUCCUCUUUCACUAAUUAAUUAAUUGAUCUGAUACUUGUAACAAAUCUCAGAAAUGUGUGCGCCUCCGUGGCAGCACUUCGCAAGGUGUAACCAUUAAAUUUGCACCUUGUAGAUCACAAUCUGGACCUUGCAGAGAAGGACUUCACUGUGAAUGCCGUAGCUGGAGCCAUGAAGAGCUUUUUCUCAGAACUGCCUGACCCUUUGGUACCUUACAACAUGCAGAAUGAACUGGUGGAGGCCCACAGUGAGUAUGCAACAGUUGGUGAUGAAAAGCAUUGUUUUUCCCGGAUUAGAGAGCCUUUUAAUCUUCCUCCACAUUUCUCACUUAGCGUCAGAUUUGGCAUUCCUUCUGUUUGGGAACCCAUGUUCAUAACUGCUGACUCAUGUGCGCAGCUUUUAAUUCCAUAUUUCUCCAUUUUAUUUCACUUCUGUGAUGUUGCCAACAUCAUGGGUGCUUAUGGCAAGUAUGUUAGGAAAUGGUUCUGAAGACUCUUGCUGUCCUAUUAAUCCAUCCUUUUUGCUCACCAGUCUUCCAUUCUUUAGACUGCGGUGUAUUAUGGGGUGCUCUUGUUGAUAAAAUAUUGGCAAUACUUAGUAGGCUGCCACCUUAAUAGGGAGGAGGGAAUCACAGAUGAUUGGGGGGAGGGAGAGAAAGACUCUGGGUCUACAUUUUAAGAAAGUAGGCUGAUGGAGUUGCAGAAUUUCCUUUGAGUCCUGUACCUCCCAGUGCAGUGAGUACAAAAUCCUUGGAGGACCGCUCUUGACUGCUGCACUCUGAUGCCAUCAGUGAGUGUGCUAUUUAAAAACUUAAUUUCUCUUUCAUGUUCCUAUUUCAAAAUCAGGUGUAAUGCUGUGGUUCUUUCUGAGUUGCAUGCACAAAUUAUGCUGGGGGUGGUGGAAUAGUGGAUCGGCUUUAAACUUGACCAAAUAUUUUUUUCUCCUCGAGAACUGUAGUUCACUAUUUCUGACAGGGCUAUUUAAAACAUUGCCUUUUAAAAUAAUGCUUUCUCCCUAAGGGGAUUUAGUGAAUGGAUGUGAGCCUUGCCAUGGCGACAUCUAGAGCGAGAAAAUAAAAUAGCAUGGGAAAGAGUUCCAUUGUGUGUGUGAAUGCCUGAAGCAGCACCUUCUUGAUUUCCUCCCUUUUUUUUACCAGUCUUAAGAAGAAAUGGUUGGCGCUUGGUUUUUGUCACGUAUCCGUUUACACAAGGGGUGGCCCUCCAGAUGUGUUGGGACUCCCGACUCUCAUCAGACCCUGUGGCCAGCAUGGCCAGUGGUCAGGGACAGUGGGAGUUGUAGUGCAACAACAUCUGGAGGGACACAGGGUUCACAUCCCUGGUUUGCACUGACUUAAAACCUGAGGUGUGGUUGCUGUAUCUUAGACACUGCAUGAAGGGCUUCAGAGCAGAAAGGCAACAACUCUGAAAUGAGGAGCUAAUCCACUUAAUAAAUUCUCCUGUGUGUGCCCCUUUGCGAUGAAUGGGAUAUUUCAAAAAUUAACCCCACCCCCAAAAUAGCCUGCCUGACGAAUGCCUUUUCAAGCCCGUUUGACACAUUUUGAUAACAUGAUAAAAUGAGCUUGCUGGGGCAUCUGGUAGCCUGCUUUGAACAUGCUUGGGAAUAGCAGGGUGUACGUUAUUUAAACCUUUUAGCACAUAUAUAAGCCUUUGCUAAUAUUGUUAAGGUCAGCAAUGCUGAGCUGCCCUGGCACAGUCCUGUUGCGCAGUCUACAGCAGAGGAGAUGCCAUGGUCAAAAUAUUUUUGGAAAGUGAGGUGGGGUGGGAGGGGAAGGUUAAAGCAAGAUGGCUUCUGAUACUUCAUGGGGCUGUCCCAAAGGAGAGAGCGUAGCUGUUAAAAGAGAGUAGUGGGUCUGAAUGACUGCUGGGUGACAUUUUACUUCAGGCCUUUGGAUGCAAUUACCGUAUUUUUCGCUCUAUAAGACGCACCAGACCACAAGACGCACCUAGUUUUUGGAGGAGGAAAACAAGAAAAAAAAUAUUCUGAAUCUCAGAAGCCAGAACAGCAAGAGGGAUCGCUGCGCAGUGAAAGCAGCAAUCCCUCUUGCUGUUCUGGCUUCUGGGAUAGCUGCGCAGCCUGCAUUCGCUCCAUAAGACGCACACACAUUUCCCCUUACUUUUUAGGAAGGAAAAAGUGAGUCUUAUAGAGCAAAAAAGAUGGUAGUUUAGAGGGUAGUAACUAUUAAUUGGUUGCACAGAGUCCCAUGUGGUAGCACUUGUGGAGGAGAAAUUGAGAUACUUGUUCGCUUAAAACAGAGCCUUUUACACCUAGUGAGAAAUGCGAAACUUCUCCCCAGUAACACCAUUGUAUGGACUGAGGUUACAGGUGUGUCACAGGUCUCUGCCGGAUGUGUUCAUUGGUGUAAAUAGUGGCCUAUGGCUGUAUUUCGCUAUAAAAAUAUGAAUAAGUUUCCAUGGCAUGGAUGCCUUCUGACUGGAUGAUUCCGCGUGACAAAAACAGAUAUUUCUACCCUAUUUGGUUCUGUUUCAGAACAUGCUCGGUUAAUUAACAACACACUUUGAAGCAAAUUGGCUCAGCUAUUAAGUGUCCAACCCAGAGUGGUUUUCACAGUAGAACCAUCAAAUACAGUAAUUAAAAAAUGCAGGAAUAAACAAGCAGUUUAACAAAUACAGUUAAAACCCACAUGAUACAAAAUGAGCAGAAAGUGUGCAAAAUUCAGCAAUUGAUCAAAGCAAGCCACAGCACCAGAUUAGUAAACCAAUAAUACGUAUGUGCAUUCUAGAGAGGUUUCCCUCAUUUGAAUUUAACACAAGCAAAAGCUGGGCAAUUCUUCAUGGCUUCCCACUCCAGAGAUUUCUCUUGUGAAAUCAGGUUUUACACAGACCUACUCUUCUGAUUAUUUUUUUAAAAAAGAUGGGGCAGAAAAACCCCACAAGACCAAAGAGUCACAUUUGAGUCACAGAAAUACUUUGAAAAGCAACUUCUGCAGGACUCAGCUUGGUGCAAAUCUAAGACACUGCCUUGGGUCUGAAAUGUUUCUUCUGUCCAUUUCAGACGCGUUCAGAGUUUGGGGAAGACUUUGUACUGAGCUCGCUUUAGUCUGUCGAAGUAGUGUGAGGUUUGGGGCCCUUUGCUUUAGAAGUAAUUUCCAGAGGAUUUCUGAGAGAUGUUGUUUGCCCCUUUCUUAUUGUGGCAUUAUGACAUGUAUAAAAGUAAUAAUCUUCUCUUUUCAAGUAAAUUGCCCAGCUGUUAGAUUUACCCCUGUGAUGCUUGCAUACCAUAAGAGAACCAAGGCCUUUGUAGGAAAGUUUGCUACCUGUGUAGGAAAUUGACAUAGUUAUGAUUCCAUAUUGGAAACCAAACAGGAAGCAGAGAUUUUCUUACCAGUAUUUGGAUCUUGAAAGAAAACAUAUUUAAAAAGAUUGACCUGUCAAACUGUUUAAUGUUAAAAGAGUCUCUCUUUAGAAUAGGAAUGAGUAAUAGCCCUGUGGGCCUUGGUUAAUACCCUGAUUAUCUCAUCUUUAACUUCUUUCUUUUUUAAAAAAAAAUGUAAGGUUCUAGCCUUUGUGGUUUAAUAAAGCUGGUUAUAAACUGAGGCAAGGAAAAGGAACCUCAGUUUCAUUGUAUUUUAACUCCCCAGCAGUUAUCAGCCCCAAAUAUGAAUAACUUGGUUCAAACUUAAUAUGAAGAUAACAAUUGAAAAUGGAGACUGUUGCAGAAGAAAUGCAACUUGGCAUAAUUGAAUGUGGUCUGGUACCUGUCAUGGUAAAAUAAAAAGAAAUUAUUUUAAUGACCUGCAAAUCAGCUGUGAUCCUCUACCAUGAAUCCUUCUGUGCUCUUUGGGUUUGAUGGACUGUUGAGUGUCGUUGGUGGUGGUUGGGCUUGUGGGAUUUGUGUUCCUGCAUUUACUCCUUAAACAUCAGUUGCAGGCCUUUUGAGUUUGCACUUGGGUAGUUGGAGAUCAUGAAUGCCUGUUUGCACCUUGUAAAAUUGUGAAUUCUGGUCUGUUUCCCCUUUAAACAGAGAUCAAUGACAGAGAGCAGAAGUUGCAUGCACUUAAAGAGGUGCUGAAGAAAUUUCCCAAGGAGAACUAUGAGGUCUUCAAAUACGUUAUCUCUCACUUGAGCAAGUAUGUUCAACGCAUGUUUUUUCUGUCCCUCUGAGAUGCAAGGGGGAGGGGGGGCGGAUCUCACCUUAGUUUUAGCUGUUGGUUUCUUAACAAGCUCUGAAGCUGUGUAAAGCUAACGUUGGGUCAUUUCACAGCCACAAUGGGGCAGUGGAGCCUGCCUGAAGUGAAUCUGUUCCCUGACGUUUCUCCCAAUUAAGCAAGCCUCCAUUUAUCAGGGGUCUCAUUAAGUUUGGUAAAUCCUGCUCCUCCAGAAAUUGGCAGCCGUGCUCUGGCAGAGCUUGUAUUAGGCCUGCUGUCUCCCCAGUUUCAUUAGCCAUGGCCAGGGGGCAUUUGCUGCUUUUCAGAGGUCAUAUUCACAAGGCUGCGCUCUUAAGAGUCCCAGUUAAUGAGCCCAAAUCACCACCAACCCUUUGGUUCGGUUCUCACAGCCACUGAUACAGAUCGUCGUGGCCCUAUAACACUUGAAGGUGCAUUCUUGGCAGCGCUCUUGAGAGCUCGCUAGUUCGGGGAAAACAAGAUGACUAAAGGAUUUUGAGGUUUUCCGCUCUUCUUGUAUAGUUUUGAGUGUAUCUUUGGAGUCCUGUUUUAAUCUGAGUGUGUUUCAGUUCUGGAGUGAUUUUGUAGUCAGCCCUGUUCUACUCUUAAAAGAAAGGAGGCAAAAUAAUCUCAUUGCCAUUUUUAAAAACCUUUCUGACUGGCAUGAGUAAAAAGUAAUUAAUGUUUAGGACCCUCUUACGUUUGCCAGCUGCAGCAAAUCUACCUGUCACCUUCAACCAAUGUUGUCUCAUCUCUCCCCCUGCCCCUGCAUUGCUCCAAUAACUCUCCCUCCUGUUCCUGGUCACUACCAGCACCACAAUCCUUGCUGCUGUGUUUCCUUACCUUCCUACAUAUGUGCGGUAAUAUAAGAGCAUAACUGAGAUACCAGGAGCCACCCAUGCAGCCGGGAAGGCAGUUGUCCUACAGCAGCAGGCUGGGUCGAGAGUUAGCCUGCCCCAUAACUUAGUCCCUGAUGUGCGCAGCUGCCGCCUAGACCCUUCUGUCCCUGCUUCAGGAAGCGUAGAGUGUACCUUCCGCUUUGCCCCGUAGCCCACAGCUCCCCUGUGGUUUUGAGCAGGCCUUGCUAACCUUGUGCGUUGGUGUCUCCCGUGUCUUUCCAGAGUAAGCCACAACAACAAAACCAACCUGAUGACGAGCGAAAACCUCUCCAUCUGCUUCUGGCCCACCUUGAUGAGGCCCGACUUCAGCACCAUGGAUGCUCUCACUGCUACUCGUAUUUAUCAGACAAUCAUAGAACUCUUCAUCCAUCAAUGCCCUUUCUUUUUCUACAAUCGGCCCAUCAUUGAGCCUCCUGGGGCCAUGCCCAGCUCUCCCUCCGCCAUUCCUGCCAGCACGCCUUUCCUGUCCUCCGCACCUGUGAUGGCCCAGCCGUCCCCUCCACAGACUCCUCCUCCCCCCUCGCCGCAGUCUCCCCUCCAGCCCCUUCUCGCCCCACAGCUUCAGGCUGAGCAGCACACACUGUGA